Molecule: messenger RNA, 54029 nt
Organism: Xyrichtys novacula (pearly razorfish)
Lineage: Eukaryota; Metazoa; Chordata; Actinopteri; Labriformes; Labridae
Source: the annotation of a GenBank genome assembly
AUGGCUGAAAGAUGGAGACCUUCUCCGUCGGUCCCUUCUCUCAUAUUUAGUCUGAGCUUUGUUUCUGCUGUCCGGUACCAACAGGCCACUCUACAGCCAGCAUACUCAUCUUCCGCUAGAUGGUAGUCAGACAUCACUCUUCCGCCCUUUCAUUGUUCUUAAAACCUACUUGAACGCGCUGUAUGUGUGGAAUGAUUACCCCACUUUGUGGACAUAGAAAGUCCAAAUGUAGACAGUGUUUUGCACAGACGCAAGAUCUGAACAAUUGUGAACUCGCUGCUUUAGCCUGCCCCUCCCCAUUUUUUCUGAAAACGAAAGCAUUCAACCACUCUGAAGAUCCACGGUAGACGAGAGAGCAGCGCCUCGUGUAAUUUGGAGGGAAAUCAUCUUUACAGUAAGUGUAACUUGUUACGUUAGUACAGCCAUGCGCAGAUAGUCGUGCUCUUUGUUUAGAGCUCUUUUUCUUGUACUGCACUUUACUUUUUUGUUGUCGUUUAAAGCGAUCAGGUGAGCUAGGUUAUAUCUGAACAGCCCACGUCAGGAUGUAAAGACUCAAAGAGGGUUAAGUCAAGAAUGACAUGUUUUCUUUUUAUGAUAAGAUGUUCCUUUAAUUGUCCCACAGGGGGAAAUUCCAAAAUUACAGCAGCAUAGUAUAGCUACAAAGCAGCAUAGUAUAGAUACAAAAAAUACAAAAUUUGAAAGAUAAAGAAAACUUUGAGCUAAAACGAAUUAUGAGCAUGCGUCAUAUUAACCUCUGUAAGGAAUUUACAUAAUAACAGGGUUUAUUGCACAUUGUGUUUCCUGUUGUGGAGUCUAAAGGCUGCAGGGAGGACUGACCUGCGAUACGUCUCCGUCUAGUGUUUCGAUCGCAAACGAUUCUUUCAAAAGAACCGAAUCUUUUAGGUGAACGUACUGAACCGAAUCACUUCCUCAAGUGAUUUGUUCGUUUCUCACUUAGGUUGAGCUGUAGUGAGAAACAGCAUUACCAGGUCAGCAGCCGGCAAAUGAGGGACUACAUGCACCGACUACUGAAUCACUUAGUGAAUGAAUCACGCAUUGAAUUACACUCUGGAAUCAUUUUUGUUGGACAAAACUUCCUUUUUUUCACUGCUAAAUUGCCACAACCACUUGCAUACAAUAGGACACAGGAUGUAACAAGUAGUGCAUUAAACCUGCAGCAUCCUAUCAGUGCAGCGGUUUGUGAGGGAACAGUGCAUGUUCAGUGUGAAUUCUUCGAAACGUACAGGGAACAAAUCACUCACUGACCCCAAUUUACGGAGCAGACCUGAUAAAUAGCAUACCAUAGGACAGUACACUUAAAACAUCAUGACUUAUGAACAAGUUCAUUUUUACAAACCUGUUUGCCAAAGCAACACGGCUAAACACUCUUGUCUCCCGGUCCUAGAAGCUAUGAAUUGAACUGAAUCCUGAACUGUUCAGCUGUGUAUCAGUUCAGGAGGUCAGAGUUGCAGGCCUCUCCUGCUAAAUGAUUUAGGGAUCUUUUGAACGAAUCUUUUUAGUGAACUGAUUCUAAUGAUUCAAUACAUCUAAAAGAACUGCAGUGCCCAUCACUAUCUCCCUCGCACACUGUGGGUGGAGCACCCUGUCCCUUAAGGAGCUCCUCAGCGCACUUAAGAGACAGGACGCUCCACCCAAAGUGUUUAUCUAAAGCAAUGUUCAUAACAACUUGGUUAAUAUCACUUUUGGUGUGAUGCCCAAUAAGUCCAUAGACAAGGAGGCUGUCUCUCUCUUAAGUACUCCAGAGAAUAAGGGAAAAAAAGAGCUAUUAGUAAAAGUUUUUUCCUUUUUACCUCUCAUUUGUCUUUAGGUUGCAUCCUAGUUACGCAGCGAUAUUACUCAUUAGACAUGUUACAAGGCAUAUAACUCACUGAAACUGCAUUUAAGUUAUGAAGGGUCUAUUGAGUAAGGGCUAAGAUAUUAUCCGUUGCUGUAAUGACGUACUUACACAGACUGACGCAAACCUGAAGAGCAACUUUAGAGAUGAAGCCGUUUACAGUCUAUGGGUGAAGCCAAAACGGAAGUGCUCAAAACCACAAUCCAAACUAAAGCAGACUUUUACAGGUAGUAUGAGCAUAGUUAUACUUCACUGCCCCCUUUCUGUAUUUACACACACUGUGCAGAGGGAGUUUUUUUUUUUCCAAGUAAUUAUUUUGAAGAUUAUAAAGUUCCAUGUUUUGCACAAUUAGAGGCCCAGCUGACUUGGAGGAUGAAGACCGCAACUCUGCUUUUUUUACCUGUUAUUUAGUUGACAAUGGUCAGGUUGAGUUAGCAUUUUGAAUACUGUUCCCGCCAUUGAUGGGCUUUGAAACCCUGCUUCAGAAACCAAUGAUUUUACUGUAAGUUUGUUUCAUUCUGUGUCCUUUCUGUGUACUUGUUUCUGUGUCAGAUUCAUCAUGUCAGCCAAAGACACAUUGACGGGUAAAAAAGCAGUCUUAAUAGAGACUUUGUGUGCAGACCACACAUUAAUCCUCACCAAAAUUCAUGAGAAGGACAUGAUCACUACACGUGAGUACAACAACCUUAAAAGUAUCAACAAAGAAAAUGUGGAAGGACACGUUGUGGAGCUGGUGGAUAAGAUCGUGAAUAAAGGAGAGGAGACAUGCCAAGAUUUCUUAGAGCUGCUGCAGACUGAUGAGGACAUCAAAAAAACUUUCCCCAAGCUGAAGAACAUGGGGCUGAAUGUCCCCAGCCUCUUACCCAUGCCUGUUCAAGCUUGUUCAAGUGGUGACAGUGGUAGGUUAACAUACACCAGUGUCUUAUUCAAAAAGCUAAGUGAACAAUGCCACGUAAUUUCAGGCUGUGAGGUGUAAUUCUGUGUUAUUCUGAUUUCUUCAGGUAAUCUUUCACCAGAGAGCAAGGGCCAGCAAGUUCAGGUGAGGUCAGGUGUCAUUCUAAUACAUGCUUGUAUUAAACUCUUAGCAAAAAUAAUGAAAAGGGAAAGAUUUUCUCUAAUGCAUUUCAUUAUGUGUUUGUUUUAAGGAUGAACAGUAUAAGCUGAACAGCAAGCCAGUUGGUGUCUGUGUCAUAAUUAACAAUGAGACCUUUGAAGAUGGGCAUGUGAGAUUGGGAACCGAAAAAGAUGCUGGUACGGUACACAAAAGAUAGACAGUUUUUUUUUCUCUUUAUGAGUUUUAAAGACUGACUUUUUAAGGAUAUUUCUUACAGAAAGUCUGGGAAAGGUGUUCAGCUGGCUGGGCUUCAGGGUGCUGAUGUGUAAAGACCGAACCGUAUCCCAGAUGUAUCAGGCUCUGAUACACUUUGCCUCUGACCUCUCAGACCUCGCUCAGCUGGAGAAGCUAGAGGUCCAGGAGUGGUCUGGUAAGAGUUUCACUACUCUCCAGGGAGCUGUCAAGCAUGGUGAUGCAUUCGUCUGCUGUGUUCUGAGUCACGGCAGAAGAGGCGAAGUCCUGGGAACUGAUUGGGAGCCUCUUCUUGUCAAACAAAUCACUGGAACUUUCAGGGGGACGGCCCAGUCACCUCUCACUGGAAAACCCAAAGUGUUCCUGAUCCAGGCCUGCCAGGGAAGUAAGACUCAGAGAGGAGUGUUAUCAAAAGAUCUGCAGGCUGAUGAUGGUCAGCCACUUUACAUCCCUGAAGCAGCUGAUUUUCUUGUGGCAAUGGCCACUGUUGAAGACAAUGCGGCAUUCAGAAACACAGACACAGGGAGCUGGUUCAUACAGUCUGUGUGUAAGCAGCUCCAGGAGGGAUGUCCAAGGUAAUGUUCCGCAUAAGUAUUCCUCAUAUCUUUCUUUCCAGCUGAAAGUCAUUUAAAUUUUGGGUAAUUACAUGUCAAAUCUUUAUUGUGUAUCACCUUUGAUCAAUCAGUAAAGCUAACAAACACAAAGACUUUAAGAAACCUGUUAUGGGACACAGCUCUAAAUGACCAAUUUCACAAGUGACAGUUGACUUUUCAGACUUCACGAGCAAUUAAUUCACCUGCAAAUUAACAUCCCAAUACUGAGAGCAUAUUCAUUUGAUAACCUACAAGGUAUGUUCAGACAGCAUAUGCAUACUGUCCCCUACAAGAUAGUGUCACCGUUAACCAAAGAUUAACACCUGCUACUGUUGUAUGUCAUCUGUCUGUGAUGUGUAGAUGCAGAAGGAUGCCUCAGGACACUAGCUUGCUUGUAUAAUAGAAAUUUAUUACAAAGACAACAACAGUGUCAAAAUUGUACUGCAGAUGCUGGGAGACAACUGCCAAUGAUGUCCAUCUGCUAGAACUCUGUUUCUUCUCCUCUUAUAUUGGAUAAAGUGGUGCAGGUCCUCUAUCAUUCCUUUACAAUCUGAUUUAGGACUAGCUUUGAUCUGUGACCUGUAAAGCAUCAACUGCUAAAGGUAUUUGAUCCAGGAUCCAUUACAGGAACACAACAAAUGCCAUAGAAGCUUUUCUGGGGAUUCCUUGGAAACAUCCCUUGGCAACAUUAACUUUGCCUCAUAAUGGUUAACUCCACUCUAACUUUUCACCCCUUCAGGAAUUACACCAAGUUUUAAGUUACAACACCAAAUAUAGAAUCCAAGAAUGUUACGGUAGACAUCUAACAUCAUGUUAUAGAUUACAUUAACGAACACCUUGUAAUUCUGCUUUACUAUUGUGAAGACAAUGAAAAAGUCACUUCCCAGUUAGCUGAAACACUAUCUGGAAAGUGAUUGGAUGUUGUUAGCUUAAACUUUAGCUGUUGUCUGAUUUUGGCCUGCAUGCAGUGGUUUUAAAUCAAAACGGUCAAAUUCCACUUAAGAUUUCAUACUUUCACUAUAAAAUCUACAGAAGUGAAAUAACAGUUUUAUACACUCUAUAUUUGUAUGACUAACAGUUUGAAACACAACUGUACAAAAGUAUCUGACCCUCCUACCCUGAGCAUGACACCAGAGGAAAUUGACCGGUCGAGAUAGUUGUAUGGUCUUAAAACUAAUUUAUAUAAAAUAAAAAAUAUUCAUGAAAAUUAUUUCAAUCCAUAUCCUGUAGUAGGUUCAUAUUCUGUUAACUCAACAGAGAGUACUGAGAUAGUAAUGAGUGGCUUUGUACUGCUGAUUGUUUCAGGGGUAAAGACCUCAUCGACAUCCUCCGGAGUGUGAACAGUGAAGUCAGUCUACGAGUUAAGCAGAUGCCUGAAGUCAGAUUCACCAGAUUCAAGAAACUUGUGCUCUCUCCACAGUGAAGGUCUGUCAAAGUAAAGAUGAUUUUUAUCUGCUGAAAGGAUGUGCGAUAAAUUUCAAGGAAGGGCAUCUCCGAAUUUGCCCUACCUGUUUUUUUCCUAUCAUUUAUAUCUUUUAUUUGUUGAUCACUGCUUUAACAUUGCACGCUUUUGUCCUACAGUAUGUAAUCAACUUAAGUGGCCUAACAUUUUCUUUGAAUGAACAGCUUUUUUUAACCUUUGUAAACUCUUUAAUUUUUCACUUUGUAAUCACUUAUUUUUACAAAAAAAAUUACACUGAAUCACUGUAUUGAAUCCAAAUUGAUUUUUAAAGAAUAAAUAUACUUUCUGAUGACUGGUGAGUCAAUGUUUUUGUUGGAGGUGAAUUACCGCAAACUGUCGCGGAGACUGGUAACAUUUGCGUAACACAAAAAUGAUGGCAAACGAAGUUAGUUGUAUCUUAACAUGUUCAGUUAUUCACAGCCAGCACAGCUAAGUAAGCCAAUGUGGCAGAGAAAGGGAGGAUGCUGCCAGGAUCAUAACCAUGCCGUAAUGACUGGUUUCUUUUUUAGUUUUAUAACUACUGGUAAGUAGUUACAUGAGGGGAAAAAAAUGAUUAAACAUCCAAUAACGAGAAAGUAAAUACGCCUAUUUGUUUGGCCAAACUGGGAGUACAUGCUUUGAGAUUCGGCUGCACACAUAAAAGUGUCUUUACGGCACUGCAGCGUUGUUGCCAUAACAACUUGGAAUCGUCUUGGAUUCCCGUAUGGAAAAGGAGGCUACAAAAAGAAGUGCAGCAAAAGGGCUUAUUACAUAGGCUAUUUUAAAUGGGCUCAUAUUCUUGGCAUAUGGGUAAUGAAACCAUUUAGUCAGAUGAUACUGACUGUCCAGUUUGCCUAACUACAUUUUUACUGGCUUAUCAUUGUUUUAGUUGGGUAGAGCCUGCGCAAUAACUUUAUAAUUGCAGAAUGCCAAGGAGAAUCAAAAACUUCUGCAACUAGAAAAAGGUCUCCAAAAUCCCACUAGCGAUAGGUCUCUGUUGAUCACAGUGUAUGUGCGAGUGCCCUGUUGUAUACGGGUCAAUGAUGUGACGCCUAAAUAUUCUGUCCAGCCGUUUUUUCUUUAAGUUACAAAGAGGUUUAAAUGUAAAAAAAUCAAAAAAUACUAUCUAUGUGUAGUAUCUCUCUUAUAUGUGUAGUCACUUCAACUUUUCAAAAAUCAGGAGUUAUUUGUAAUUUUUCUGAAUCUUAAAGUGUCAAAAUAUCAUGUGGUGCGACCGUCCAGCCAUGACUGCUGCUUUGAAAACUUCUUUGAAAUUACUCUAAAUCUAUUACAGUUUAGUUUCUGCAAUAUUUGGCAUGAUUUUCAAAGUGUUUUGUAUUCCUGUACAAAACUGCAAAGCUUUUGCAGUUAUAUUUUUUUCAUAAUAUACAAAUACAUUUUGUCUGAUCAUGUCCAUUUCUAAAUAUCAUGUGGUGCGACCAUCAAGAAAUGACAAUUUUUGACACUUUUAUGCUGAAAUCUACUCAGUACAGGAAGUUGCAUCAUUCACCAUUCUGUCAUAGAGCUAUGGAAGCAGAAAGAGGGUUGGUGGUUCUCUCAUUUAUUUAAAAAAAAAAAAAAAAAAGACAUUUUCAACUGCUGUAAUGGCUUUGCCAUAUUUGGAUAUCAUGUGGUACAACCUCAAAAAAACAAUUUAAGUUAUUUCCACAAAUAUGUAUUUUAAUUAUAUAUUUCAUAUUGACCUUUUGUGGGAAGCUAGCAAGCUUUGUUUAUGCGGCUAAUCCUGUAUCAAUCAGAUUUGACUGAACUUGAAAAUGUCAUGUGGUGCAACCACUGCAGAUUGUUUUCCAUCAUAGAUAUAUGCCCUAGAUUGGCAGUAUUUACGCUUUUUAUAUUAAAUUAAUGAUUGAUAAACACUAAGUACUCAAUUUUUAUUAUUAUUAUGAAUAUUAUUUUGUUAUUUGAUGAGUCAUUUUGCUAAUAUUUAAGAAAUAAUGGUCAGUAUAAUCCGUACACAGGCGGUAGGCGGAACCAAGUUGUCCAUAGUAUAUACAGUCUAUGGCCGAAUCCUAACCACUAGACUACCAGGGCCGGGGCCGGCUCUACGCUGGGGCAAGAGGGGGCAACGCCCCCUCAAACAAACGGCCUGCCCCCUCAAAUCAAAUUUUUAAUAGUGGAAAAUCCACCGAAAAAGCACAAGUUCAUUAUUAGCCCCCGUUCAUCUCCCAUCCCUUCAUCUCCGUGCAGUGUGAGUCUUCACACACCCUGCAGGCAGAGAUCGCCUCCCCCGUCCAUCCCUUAGCCUUGCUGGGCCAUCCUGUUCACGCAACAGGAUGGCCCUGCCAGGCUAUCCCUCCCUCCCCAUCCGUAAACAUCCAAUCACUCUAUGGGCAGAGACAUGGAGAACCACUAAGCUCACAAUACACAAGCUACAAACCUUCACAAACAAAUGUCUCAGAAGAAUACUGAAAAUCUACUGGCAGAACAAGAUCAGCAACAACGAUCUCUGGAUGAAGACACAACAACUCCCAGCAGCAGACGAAAUUGGACGAAGUAGAUGGAGAUGGAUCGGGCACACACUACGCAAACCAGAGUCAAACACCACCAGGCAGGCUCUGACCUGGAACCCUCAGUGGAUGAGAAACAGAGGCUGGCCUAAAAAAAACACCUGGCGGCGAGAUCUCCAGGCAGACACCAAGAGACUGGGAUGCACCUGGUCGCAGAUAGAAAAGAAAGCCAUAGAACCAUAGAACGGAUCGUAACAGUCUAUAACAGCACCAACAACAUCUGCUCUGCCUUUGAAGGGGCUGGAAGCACCUGACAUUAGAUACAACGCUGUAAACACAGUGGACAAGUCAUCAAUUAUUCGUUGAUGACACAUAGAGACAACCAUUCAAAAUAUGCCCUUGGGGAAAUCUGGAAUUAACAAUUAACCGAACCCACAUGUCCAAGGAUGGUGGGUUAAACGUUAAGACAUGUAAACUCUUAAGACAAGCCCCAGCUGGCCAGCAGGUUCAAUCCCAGAACAACCUCCAUCACUUUUCUGGCUUUAGAUUUCAAUGUGUUAAAAAUUGGAUUACAUGAGAAAUUACAGAGGAAUUUUGUUGACUGCAUUACCUACAGGUUUUGAUUCUAAAUUCUGAUUUCUAAAUCUAACACUUCUACUUUUGGAAAGCUGUGUUUGUGUGACAAAGGUAUGUUUCAACCCCAAUAAUGAUGAUUUUGUUUAAAUAACAUGUUAUUUCAUUCAAGAAAAGAGAAGCUCGCUCUGACAAAUAUGUCACAUCCGGCUUUCACUCUUAAAAUAUUCAUGAAAAAUCCCAUGUGACGUAUUUGUCACGAUAAAAAAAAGGUAGAAGCUGAAGCCCAUUUAAUAAUUUUAAAUCAAUAUAUUUUGGAGGGGUUUCAUGUCCCAAUGAUCCCAGGAGCUAUGUUGUCGGGGGCUUUAUGCCUCUGGUAGGGUCCCCCAUGGCAAACAGGUCCUGUGGGAGGGAUCAGACUAAGGGUAGCUCAAAUAGAUCUCUUAAAAUAACUGGUACUAAGUUUCACUUGCCCAGAAGAGGGUCACCAGGGCCCUGUCCUGGAGCCAGGCCUAGGGAUUAGGUUUGAUGGUGAGCGCCUGUUGGUGCUUCCGAUGGGCUCACUACCCAUAGGAGAGGCCAAAGGGGUCUGGUGCAGUGCAAGCCAGGAAAACCCUACCCACCUGCUGGAACUGAGAGAUCCCCUUACUCUUUGGCUAUUACAGGGGAUCCUUUAGGCAGAUAUUUAACAAGACAAUCCCACCUCAUCAAAGAACAUCUGGAGCGGAACAGGCUGCUGUUAAAUCACCAGGAUAACAAUGAGGUGGAUCAGGUCCCCACCCACAGGAACCCUGAGCACUUUAGGCCUUAGUUCUCCACAGGCAUACAGCAGCAGCAGUGUUGGACCCCAAGUCCUGACAUCAUUUAUAGGGUUUCCUUCUUGUGCUCAGGUUUUCCCACAUCCAGAUUCAAAUUCCAAUGUAUCUUUAUGGCACUUUAAUCCAAAAAAGAUGAAAAAAAUACAAAUUGUGUGUUCUUAAUAUACAUGCUUUUAUACAUAUGUGAGUAUGCCUGAAAUAGUAAUAAAAAUGUAUUCACUCCUUCAGGCAUACUCACAUAUGUAUCAGACAUGUACUGUAUGUUAUUCCACUGUGGCUAUACCCCCAAGUGAUUUAAACACAGAAUUCAUGGCAUCUAAUUUCCUGUUAUUGUAAUCUAUUUCUAUUUGUGACUCUCAUUCAUUUCUGAAUGGAGAUCACAAUCAACUUAUUUGUCCUGCAUUAAAAUCAGUUAUAAUCCAUGUCUUCAUGCUCCACGACAAAUCCUCAAUUCAUGUUUUUUCAACCCUGAUAAUGAGUUUGCAGGAAAAAGGGAGAGAAGCAUAUAGACAUGGAUUGAUAUAAUUCAAGAAAAGAGAAGAUCGCUGUGACAAAUAUGUCACAUCUGGCUUUCACUCUUAAAAUAUUCAUGAAAAAUCCCAUUUGACGUAUUUGUCACAAUCAAAACAAAAAGGUAGAAACUAAGCCCAUUUAAUAAUUUUUAAUCAAUAUAUUUUAUGAAGGUGAAGUCAAAGACUAUUUGAACAAAUAUAAACAAAAAAUCCCAUUGGAAAUUCUUUAAACUAAUUAAUAAAUAUGUAUUGAAAUGAAAAAGUGUAUGUCAAAUGUAAGUCAGCACUAAGGGUGAAAAUUUGUUUGCAGACAAUCUUUUUAUUUCAAUGUCGCUAGUGCUCAACCUUCUUCAGUGAAAGAUCUACUUCAUAGGAACACUGGUUGCCAGCUUUCGGAUGAAAAAAGUUUUGCUGACAGAGGCAGAGGAUCCAUUGAUGCCAGGGUGGAGAAGGGGUGAAAGGUGGCCAUUGUCAAGUAGUACAAUACCAAAUCUGUCACCUUGUUCUCAUCCUACUGUACAAAGCUUGAUGCUGGAGCAAAUCAGACAAAGCAUUUGUGGGUCGCAAGUACCACAUGAGAUCACCAAGGUGGCAAAACAUCAUGUUAGGCCUGGUCAAUGCAUGGUUGCUUUACCCCUGAGACUACAAACUACUCGGUGUCAAAAGGCCACUCAAACAAAGAGGCCUCCAAGCAGAGGUUGCCACAAGCCUGAUUCUCCUGCAUUCAUAAAGGGGGGCGCCCAUUACCACCCAAGAGAGUCCGUACUGGUAUUUUAGAUGACGUUCGCAUUGACCAUGUUAUACGCUGGCCAGUGAAAUGUGAGAAACAAGGUUGUAGCGAACUCUGCAAAGUCAAUGCUACCACCACUCUAAAAUGUAACAUAUGUCUUUUUUCACAUAGGAGUAAAAUUGCUUCAAAACCUACCAUUUGGCAUAAGCUAACUCACUAAAAAGCUGUUCAUGAUAAAAAAAACUGUUGAGUUGUGGUGCUGAUUAUGCAAAAGAAGUUUUGUUUUCCAGCAGUUCUGUUUAAUGUACUUUAGUACAUAUUUUUGGCAGGUUUUCUGUCACGGUUCAGGCACCGAGGCUCAAAUGCGGACAAAGAGACUCAAGUCAGAGCAGUUCAGUUAAACAGAUAUUUAUUUGGUCCAAAAAUGCAAACAGAAAUAGGAAAACGGAACUAAGGUGGGCAGUAACAAUUAACAAAAAGCGCUGUCUGAAAAACGCGAGACAGGAUCAGUAAUAACUAACAAAAACGCUGUCUGUAAAAACGCAAGACUGGAACAGUAAUAAUUAACCAAAAAGCGCUGUCUGCAAAACGCGAGACUGGAACAGUAAUAAUUAACAAAAGCGCUGUCUGCAAAAACGCGAGACAGGAUCAGAACAAUUAACAAAAAAACGCUGUCUGCAAAACGCGAGACAGGGUCAGAACAAAUAACAAAAAACGCUGUCUGCAAAACGCGAGACAGGGUCAGAACAAAUAACAAAAAGCGCUGUCUGCAAAACGCGAGACAGGGUCGGGUACUACCAGAGCUAGCGAGAGAGUGAGUGAGCAGGCAGUCCGUGAACUCCGACUGGAGGGAGAGAGGCAGGUGGUGAUGGCGUGAGGCGGCGUCCUGGACGGAGCUGGGAUGAAGAGCAGGAGAGCUGGGUACGCAGACGGGAAGAGCAGGCGGAGUGGGCAAGGGAUUUUCAGGUUACGGUCCAGCGUCGGGUUGUGGGAAGCGUCUGGUUUUUAUGGCAGCGGGUGAAUGAAUGAGAGCGCCCUCUCCCCGCCACACGGAUCGAUCCGCUGAUUAGUAAGUGGCUGCACCUGUCCGCCCUGAAGCUGCAUCACACCAACACCUGCUUAGAGAGAGGGAGAAAGAGAAGAGGGAGGGGGGAGAAGAGAAAAGAGAGGCUGCCCCUAUCUGGCCCUAGAAGUAGAGGGCGUGACAGUACCCCCCCCCCUACGUGCACCUCCAGGUGCACGAAGGCGCUUCUCUGGGUGGCGGCGGUAGAGGUCGCUGACCAACGUGUGGUCCAGGAUCUGGCGACGGGGAACCCAGCUGCGCUCCUCUGGCCCAUAUCCCUCCCAGUCGACCAAGAACUGGACCCCUCUACCCCGCCGACGGACAUCCAGCAAGCGACUGACAGUGUAGACUGGCCCAUCGUCCACUAUCCUGGGCGGAGGAGGGGGAUGGACGGGUGGGGCCAAAGGACUCUCCCGUACCGGCUUCAGCUGCGAAACAUGGAACGUGGGAUGAAUCUUCAUGGACCGGGGCAGCUUAAGCCGGACGGCAGCGGGGUUAAUGACCCUCUCCACCUCGAACGGACCGACAAAGCGUGGGGCCAACUUCUUUGACUCCACCCGGAGUGGGAGAUCCUUGGCCCUGAGCCAAACCUUCUGGCCCGGGGCGUAGGCAGGAGCAGGGGAACGGCGACGGUUGGCCUGUUGCUCCAUUCUCAAGGAGGCCCGGCGGAGGGCGACCCGAACCUUCCUCCAAGUUCGUUUGCACCUCCUGACGAAGCUUUGCACCGAGGGUAUGACAAUCUCCUCUUCAGAAGCUGGAAACAGGGGGGCUGGUAUCCCAGGACGCACUGGAAGGGGGACAGUCCAGAGGAAGAGUUAGACAGGGAGUUGUAAGCGUACUCCACCCAGGGGAGUUGAUUGCUCCAGGUCGUAGGGUGUUCUGAGGCCACACAGCGUAGGAAAGUCUCUAGAGACUGAUUGGCCCGUUCCGUCUGGCCGUUUGAUUGUGGGUGGAAACCAGAAGAGAGACUGACCGUGGCCCCCAGAGCCUUACAAAACGCCCUCCACACCUCUGACGUGAACUGGGGACCACGGUCGGAGACUAUGUCGGAAGGGAUGCCGUGAAUCCUGAAAACCUGAGAGACCAGAAGAUCUGCAGUCUUAAUGGCUGUGGGUAACUUGGGCAGGGGAAGGAAAUGGGCAGAUUUGGAGAACCGGUCGACAAUGGUUAAUAUGGCGGUGUUGCCCUGGGAAGGAGGGAGGCCUGUGACAAAAUCCACUGCAAUGUGGGACCAGGGUCUCCUGGGAAUGGGAAGCGGCCGCAGGAAUCCGGAGCUGGGUUGAUUGGACGUUUUGUUGCGGGCACAGACGGAGCAGGCCAGGGUGAACUCACGGGUGUCUGCCUCCAUGGUGGGCCACCAGAACCGUUGCCGGAGGACCUCUAAGGUGCGGGCAGAUCCGGGAUGACAGGCGAACUUAGAGGUAUGCCCCCACAUGAGGACCUGCGGGCGGACGGCUUCUGGGACAAACAGGCGGUUUGGGGGACCGCCUCCGGGGUCAGGUUGCUGUUCUAGGGCCCGGAGUACUUGGGCCUCAACCUCCCAAGUGAGGGAGGCGACAAUGCGAGUCUGGGGCAAGAUGGGUUCUGGGUCUGGCAGGGCGUUCUCUCCGGAGAACUGACGGGACAGGGCAUCAGGCUUGGUGUUCCUGGACCCGGGGCGAUAAGUGAUGGAGAAGUUGAAGCGGCUGAAGAAGAGGGACCAGCGGGCCUGGCGGGAAUUCAUCCUCCUGGCCGACCUGAUGUAUUCCAGGUUCUUGUGGUCUGUCCACACGAUGAAAGGCUGCAGGGCACCCUCCAACAGAUGCCGCCAUUCCUCCAGAGCGAGCUUGACGGCCAACAGCUCGCGAUCUCCGACAUCAUAGUUCCUCUCUGCGGGGGUAAGACGCCGUGAGAAGAAGGCACAGGGGUGUAGUUUUUGGUCUGUCGCAGCCCGCUGGGACAGGACUGCCCCUACCCCGGUGUCCGAGGCAUCCACCUCCAGGAUGAACUGUCUCUCGGGAUCUGGCUGGAUCAGGAUAGGCGCCGAAACAAAGCGUUGCUUCAGCUCAGAGAAGGCCUUGUUUGCUUCAGGGGUCCAACAAAAGAUCUUGGUGGUGGAAGUGAGGGUGGUCAGGGGGGCUGCAACAGAGCUGUAAUUUCGGAUGAAACGGCGGUAGAAGUUUGCAAAACCAAGGAAGCGCUGAAGCUGUCUCCGGUCUUCGGGACGGGGCCACUCAGUCACUGCCUCCACCUUUAAUGGGUCCAUCUUGACCUCCCCGGAGGAGAUGAUGAAUCCCAGGAAAGCCACAGUGGAUGCGUGGAACUCGCAUUUCUCUGCCUUGACGAAGAGGCGGUUCUGGAGGAGACGUUCGAGGACCUGGCGGACAUGGCAGACGUGUUCUUCAAGGUUUCGGGAGUAUAUUAAGAUGUCAUCCAGGUAGACGAAGACGAACCGAUUGAGCAUGUCCCUCAAGACGUCGUUGAUGAGGUUCUGGAAAACUGCGGGGGCGUUAGUGAGGCCGAAGGGCAUGACCAGGUAUUCAAAGUGUCCCAGGGGAGUAUUGAAGGCGGUCUUCCACUCGUCGCCCUCCCGGAUUCGGAUGAGGUGGUAGGCAUUUCUAAGAUCCAGUUUGGUGAAGACAGAGGCUCCAUGCAGCGGGGUGAAGGCAGAAUUGAUUAGGGGAAGGGGGUAAGUAUUCUUAACAGUAAUGUCAUUGAGGCCCCGGAAGUCUAUGCAGGGACGGAGGGAUUUGUCCUUCUUGGAGACAAAAAAGAAUCCAGCGCCGACAGGGGAUGAAGAGGGGCGGAUGAUGCCAGCCGCCAGAGAAUCGCGGAUGUAGGACUCCAUGGUGGCCUGUUCAGGUCUAGACAGGUUGUACAGUCUGCAACGGGGUAGUGUAGCUCCGGGAAGUAAGUCUAUAGCACAGUCGUAGGGUCUGUGUGGGGGCAGAGACAGGGCUUGAUCCUUGCUAAAAACCAUGGCCAGAUCGUGGUACACAGAAGGUACAAGGUCCAGGUUGAGGGGUUCGGAAGGUAGGGCCCGGGGGCUGGCUCGAGUUUCAGGAGUCAGGGCAGAUGUCAGGCAACGUUGGUAGCACUCCCGGCUCCAGGAACGGAUCUCCCCCUGCUGCCAGUCAAUGUGGGGAUUAUGGACCUGGAGCCAAGGGAACCCAAGAACCAAGGGUGGACUAGACUGGUCGAUGAGGUGGAAGGAAAUUGUCUCAUGGUGGUUGCCCCCCACCACCAGGGAGACCGGAACAGUCUUAUGGCGGACUUGGGCCAGGUGGAGUCCGUUCAGAGCACGAGCCUCCAGGGGCGCGUCAAGAGUUUCUGUGGGAAUGCCGAGCUGGGACGCCAGGCGAGAGUCCAGGAAAUUCUCUUCAGCCCCAGAAUCCACCAGGGCUAGAAGAGGGAUAGGCUGACGCUGCCAACACAGGGUUAUGGCCACUUGGAGACGUUGUGGGGGCGAAGUAGUAGUACGGCUCACCAGCAGAUCCCCCGUCACUGGCGAGCCGGACCUUUUGGCGGACGGGCGGGGCAGGAGGCAAUGUAGUGACCCGGACGCCCACAAUACAGGCACAGGUUUGCUGACCGACGUUGUAACUUCUCCGACUCAGUGAGGUGGGCCCGGCCGAUCUGCAUUGGCUCUGGGAGAGACUCCGGCGGGGGGUCCGGCUGAGUUCUGGGGCCUGGGGCACUUGGGGUUCUGGUGGGUCCUAGUACAGAGCGGGCGCUGCGUUCUCGCCUCCUUUCCCGGAGCCGGUUGUCAAUCUUAAUCGCUAAUGCGAUGAGGUGGUCUAGGUCUGGAGAGUCGUCACGAGUUGCCAGCUCGUCCUUUAGGGCCUCACCUAGCCCUUUGUAAAAGGCUCCCUGGAGCGCGCCGUCGUUCCAGGAGCUCUCUGCAGCCAGCGUCCGGAACUCCACCGCAAACUCUGCGACACUCCUUGUCCCUUGGGAGAUGGCCAUGAGGCGGUGGCUGGCGUUGUUACCGCUUACUGGGUGGUCAAAGACCUUCCUCAUCUCUGCCACGAACGCCGCGUAGGACUCACAGGCACUGUCCUGGCGUCCCCAAACAGCCGUGCCCCACUCUCUCGCCUGUCCUGACAAUAACCCGAUGGUGUAAGCUAUUUUUGAACGAUCGGAGGCAUAGGAGAGAGGCUGCAUCUCAAAAACUAGUGAAACCUGAGUUAAAAAGGCCUGGCAGGAUCCUAACUCCCCCCUGUAACGUUCAGGUACAGGCACUACAGGUUCACGAGAGGGAGGUGGAACACUAACGCUAGCCAAGACAGGAUUAGCGGCUAACGCUGAGCCUGGGGGAGCAGUCUUAGCAAUUUGACCAGCCAACCCUCUUAACUGGGUGGUUAGUUCAGAGAUCUGAUUAAGCAUAACAUGAUUACUACUGACCAGGGAACGCAACAAUUCAUCAUGUUGAGCUAACACGCAUUCCUGAUUAGCAAUAGCUUGUUGAAACGUGGUAGCGGGGGAGACUGCCUCCGCGCCAGUCUCUUUGUCUGCUGAGCUCAUCUUGGCUGGACCGUACUGUCACGGUUCAGGCACCGAGGCUCAAAUGCGGACAAAGAGACUCAAGUCAGAGCAGUUCAGUUAAACAGAUAUUUAUUUGGUCCAAAAAUGCAAACAGAAAUAGGAAAACGGAACUAAGGUGGGCAGUAACAAUUAACAAAAAGCGCUGUCUGAAAAACGCGAGACAGGAUCAGUAAUAACUAACAAAAACGCUGUCUGUAAAAACGCAAGACUGGAACAGUAAUAAUUAACCAAAAAGCGCUGUCUGCAAAACGCGAGACUGGAACAGUAAUAAUUAACAAAAGCGCUGUCUGCAAAAACGCGAGACAGGAUCAGAACAAUUAACAAAAAAACGCUGUCUGCAAAACGCGAGACAGGGUCAGAACAAAUAACAAAAAACGCUGUCUGCAAAACGCGAGACAGGGUCAGAACAAAUAACAAAAAGCGCUGUCUGCAAAACGCGAGACAGGGUCGGGUACUACCAGAGCUAGCGAGAGAGUGAGUGAGCAGGCAGUCCGUGAACUCCGACUGGAGGGAGAGAGGCAGGUGGUGAUGGCGUGAGGCGGCGUCCUGGACGGAGCUGGGAUGAAGAGCAGGAGAGCUGGGUACGCAGACGGGAAGAGCAGGCGGAGUGGGCAAGGGAUUUUCAGGUUACGGUCCAGCGUCGGGUUGUGGGAAGCGUCUGGUUUUUAUGGCAGCGGGUGAAUGAAUGAGAGCGCUCCUCUCCCCGCCACACGGAUCGAUCCGCUGAUUAGUAAGUGGCUGCACCUGUCCGCCCUGAAGCUGCAUCACACCAACACCUGCUUAGAGAGAGGGAGAAAGAGAAGAGGGAGUGGGGAGAAGAGAAAAGAGAGGCUGCCCCUAUCUGGCCCUAGAAGUAGAGGGCGUGACAUUUUCUGCAUGAAUCAGUUGGUUAUUGUUCAGUUGCUCUCUAAUGCAAAAAAAAAAAAAAAAAGAAAAUGGUUUGAGAAAACCAAAUGUGUUGUUUCACUGUUUGGAAAGAAGUUUUCUCAGUUUAAAUGCAAAUAAAUGCAAAUGUUUGUUGCUAAACAACCAACAUAUAUUAUUUCAUUCAUUUUCAAAUACGGAGAAAAAAAUGGUAAACGCCCAAUAUGAGAUGAUGAGAUGAGAUGAGAUUCAAUUUAUUGUCAAUGUACAGUACAAGUACAGUACAGCGAAAAGUAUUUUCGCAUCUCACCAGAGUGCAAAGUAAACAUGUCAGUGCUAGUGAUACAUUAUUUCAUAGAUAAGUGUUGAGGUAAGUGUUGUUCAUAGUGUUGAGAGGACUAAAGAGCAGUGCAGCUACAUCGACCCAGUCAGCUUCAUGAGACAUAUUUGGAUGAUAAAUCUGAGACUGAGUCAGACUGACCUUUGGGAAAGGUCAUCCAGCAGAGCGUCAAAGCAUUUGAAACUCCGCUUGUGGACUGCCAUCCUGACGCCCCCAAACUGGCUGUCCCCGCUUUUGUAGAAGGUGAUCCGCUUUGCCGGGGUGUCGGUGAUCACAUGGGGGCAGUGUGGAUCGGAGGGCGGUUGUGGGGGGAUUGGGAAGGCAUGUUUAGACGGGGGCUGGGGAUCCCACAUCCCGGUCUAGACUGAAAGCAUCUUGCAAUCUCACACAAACCUGAGAGAGACAAAAGGGUGACACGAUUUUAGAGAGUUCAAUCACACCUCUUCCUUGCUGGGGGCUUGAACUGCAAAUAUUUGAGCACACAGAGGUCUGCUGGGAAAUUUUACCUCAUUUCACCCACUCUGUGAUUUGUGAACGGUAUCCUCAGCUCUACAAAUACACAGAUGAUACUUUGGGUAGUGAAUGCAGUGAAGUGCCUUUCUCUUUAGAUGGACAGGAAUUUGAUUAAACUACCAUGUUUUUGAUGGGUUAUAUUUCCAUUUUCUUUUCAGUUGAAGCACUCUCUAAUCACACUCAUGAGGUCACUACUUCUAAUCGGGAGUGUUUGACAGAGGAUUCAGGACAGGACAUUUACUAACAGGACUACUUUACAUGUAAGCAUGUUGCAAAUGUCACCGCAACAGCAGGAGGAGACGCAUUCGCAGCACAACCACCUCCGAAUCAAACUAGGGAAGCACUUUGCAGCAUUUAGCAACUUACAGUGGAGAGGGAAAACUGCCUUUGACAGGCAGAAACCUCGAGCAGGACCAGACUCAUGUUAGACAGUCAAUUGCUGCUAUUGGAUGGGGGUUAGCGGGAUCAAAUGCAGCUUUAUGGAUUUGUAUUGUUAUGAUAAAAACAGAGCUUCACCCACUUUGCUAUAUAUCGAGAGAAAUAAGAAUAAGAAGAACUUUAUUAAUCCCUCAGAGAAAAUUCAAUAGGAUUUAAAUAAAUAAAUAAAUACAUGAAUUAUAAAAAUUAUAUUAUGUAUUAAUAGAUAAUUAAAUAAAUUAUUAAUUAUUACAAAUAAAUUUAUUUAAAUAAAUUCAAUAAUUCAAUUUCAUACAAAAUUCUGCAGGACAGAGACCACACUUGUGCUUUUAUGUAUUAUUUAUUCAUUUGUUUAUUAUUUUGAUGUUGUUUCAUAGAUUAGGUCUUAACUUUAUAAUCAAAAUAUGCAUAACAUGUUUGAACCUUGCAACAACACCAAAAAUCCCUCAGAAGAGCUGCACCAAAACUGAAUAAACAUUACUUUAUCAACAGUUCUCAGUCCAGCUAUUUUUAGCAGGAGAGAACUGUUGAUUUAGAACUUUGUUUUUUUUUUUCUUUUGCAGACUUUAAAUAAAAGUUACAAAAAAACAGGCUUAGCGGGCUUUUAAGCUCCAUGAGUGCAGACUGGGGGCCAAAUCACUGCUGUUGGCUGUAGACACCCCCAACGUGACACUCUGCCUCCUAAUCCAUUUAGCUCUGUCUCUCUUCACAACUUUACUUUUAAAAUUCCAGCCCUGUAUUUUAAAACCUUUGCAACAAAUUUGCAACAGAUUUACCAAAUAUUACAACACAAGGUCAAGACAGGCCAUGGUCACCAACUGUUAGUCUCCAAGAUGAAGGAGCACGAAGAAAUAGUUCCUGAAGCUCAUUUUGACUGGGUUUAAAUAGACUUGUUGAAGAUGUUUGGCGUUGUUAGAGAGCAGAAGAAGAGAGGGUGUUUUAUUUUAAAAUAAACAGAUACUAAAGAGAAUUUACAGCUUGUAGAUUUAGAUUAACUUCAUAAUUAAAUUAUAAAGGUUAAGAAGUUAUCUUUCAAUUAAACUCUAUGCUGAGUCCUAAAAGUAUACAUGCAGUCCUUCAAUUCUUAUAGUCAACAGCAGCCUCAUCAGAUAAAACACACUAUAAAUGCUGACUGUUUGGCUUGAGCGUGUGAUGACAUUUCCAGCUUUUCUAGCCAAUCAGAGGUGAAGGAGGCGGGACUUUCUCCAGUAAAAGUCUUCCCCAGGAUUCCCCACCUUAACAGUGAUGCCUCUUUGUGACCCACUAAAGGAGACAAGAUUGUAAAUAAAGUGACUGGAAUUCCUGUAGUUAAGUUUUAAGGGUAUAUGUCAAGGUGGCUGUUUACACAUAGUGAAGUUAACUUUUUAUGAUGACUGACUGUUAAAAAAAAAGCAGGAUGUCUUCUUUUUCAGGUAAUACGACUCAUUCAUGUCCAGGAUGAAGUCCUCGGAGAUAUAUAAGGUGUUAUCUGUCCACAGGGGCGCCAAAGUAGACACAAGUCGAAAGUUACUCACAGGAACUUUAAGGUGAGUUGAUGAUGAAUUUGGCUACGUUCAUACUGCAGGUUAUGAUGCACAAUUUGGAUUUUUUGCUAAAUCUGAUCAUUUUGUGCGGUGGUUCACAUUACAGCAACGAAUGUGACAUCUAAUGUGAACGGAAUGCGUCAGUGAAGUGACCCGCAUGCGCACAAAGCACAAAUUGCUUUCCGCGCCUGUUUGUGUUGUCGAACAAUGGUGACGUUUUUCGCAUAUUGAUGACGUAUAGGUCGGAUGAACGCGUCUGAGUGUCCACACUGCAGUCACAUCGAAUACAUAUCCGAUUUAUAUCCACGUACUAAAGAGGCCUGGGUUGGAUUUGAAAAAAUCAGAAUUGCACUGUUCACACUUAGAUGAAAAAAUCAGAUAUGUGUCACAUUUGGUUAAAAAAUCGGAAUUGACCUGCAGUGUGAACAUAGCCGUAUUUUUGUCUUUCUAAUCAGGUGCAUAAUUUAGAUACUGUUCAAUACAUCACAUCCUCUUUGCUUUUGAGUAAACAGAGGAUAGUUUACACAUUAAAGCUGCUGUGAGUAACUUUUAGUUCAAAGGGGUAUCUGUUUAUGAUCAUCGCAUACAUCAAUGUCAACAAUGAAGUGUAGCACUCACUGUGAGUAUUUGCUGAGUAAAAAUUUCCUGUAACUUAUCUGGUUUUGUCACCCACACCCUCACUGCGUUUUCAGCAUUUAAAAUUAUUAUAAAUUAUACUACUUCUGAAAGCCUUACAGAAGCAUUGGUAUUAGUUUGAGUCUGUUUCCCAACCAGUUAAAAAAAAAAACUCCUUAUAGUGCCUUUAAGAGCUGUUGGUUCAGUUUGCAGAACAAGAAAAGACAGCAAUAAGGAUAUUAUAUCAUGUGUCCCAUAAUGCUAAUAGUCCUCUUACUCCUCUCCGUACAUGUUAAAUCCCUUAUUCAAGCCUCUAAUCACAUCAACAGGUGUCAUCACACCCACACAGAAACAUACAGAUUGAUUAUGCAUAAUGGACCCUUAAAUAGUUACCCCUAAAGAUGACACCAUGACUUGAAAACAGAAACAACUCAGAUACAAAACAGAGGAUUAGGGAGCAUCACUAUGCUUGUUUUAACUCUUUAAAUACAGGAAUGCAACAAAAGUUUGGAGAAAAGACAGUCUUACUGAGAUAAACGCAUGCCAGAUUGAAGAUAAUCGUCUGGUUAUAAAUCCAUAAGUGAAGGAGCGAUGUUAAAUGGUGAUUUUUUAUUUGUCUGACCACCUGCAAUGGACUGAAACAUCAGUCAGUUCAGUGCAGUCCGCUAUACAGGUUACUUUGAGGACCAUGAUGUGAAGUCAGCGGCUUAACAACAGGAAGCACUCGAAUUUUGAAUUUCAAAAUAAGAUCGAGCAUAUGUUUCAAAAUAAAGUAUUUGUGUACUAUUUAAAAAAGACAAAAUGUUUUAUUCUGUCAUUUAUUUUUUCACUCUAAGGGUUUUUUUUUUUCCCCUCUUUUUUCAGAGACACAAAAAGUAAAAUGAUAAAAGCGGACAGAUGGAGGUAAGGUGAUAUAAAAAGGGGGAGUGGGAUUCACGCUAAAGAGGAUUAAAGCUGUCUGGACAAAUUGUCUAAAUCUGGAUAAAUCUACAGGACAGCUUCUGUGUUUUCUGCCUUCAAACUCAAAGACCAACUUUAAUCUCAAUAACUGUUUUGAAUUUGAAAGAAAAAGUCCUUAAAAUUCAGGUAGAUUAUUAAUCAGCCUUAUUCGGGAAAUAAAGAAUUUUUUGUGUCAAACGCGUUAUUGAAAUAUGUUUUUGGUAGGCCUACUACAUGGUAUAUUUGGUCUCCCCUACCAGUAACACAUGACUGCAUGUUUUGGAAAACGGUUGUAAUUCAGAGUUUGAACACUGGAUGGAGUCCUGGGGUCCGUUUCACGUAGGUGGUUCAACAAACUCUGAGUUAAAUCCUUAACUCUGAGUUGAUCUACUCUGAGUUAGGAAACUCUGAGUUUCCGGUUUCACAACACCUGAUUUGAGACGGUUUUAACAACUCCGAGUAGUUUGACCUGGAGUUAAGCACGUGCACGCCAGACAUAAACAGCCAGCAUCUGUGGAGCGCAGAUUCAAUGAUCAACCAAUGGAAACAGGGAGAAGGAGGGGGCAGCAGCAAGCCAACAGCGAAUUACAGCACGUUUUUAAAAGAAAGUGCAAUACAGCAGCAGCUGCAAAGGAGAGGGAGAGGGCUUGGGAGGAAAUCGCUGCUCGCGUUAAUGCGUAACUUUAAAUCUAGUCUCGUGCAAUCACAAUGACAGACUGUUGCAGGGAAACUGCUUGAAUCAUUUUGAUCAUGUUUUACAUUGUCAAGUAAGUAUUAAGUGGCAGUUUGAUCCCUUAGAAAAUGCUCUUUUCACACUCAAAAAUGAAUUUUACUCUCUUAUGAUGUUCCGUUAAAUGCUUAGGAAUAUUAAAGUAACUCUCAGUAUGUAUAUGUAUAUAUAUUAAACUAACACACACUACACUCAAUAUUAGACUUUCACUCAGCAAACAGAAAGAGGGCAGAUGCCAGAAAAACGGGUGGUGGGCCAGCAGCCCCAUCUUUAACGGAGGCAGAGGAGCUGCCCCCCCCCCCCCCCCCCCCCCUUCGACGAUCGCAACCCCCACCCCGUAGCAGCGAUCGUCGGACUGGUGUGCGUGUGUCUGUGUCUGUGUCUGUGUCUGUGUCUGUGUCUGUGGGGGGGGGGGGGGGUGUUUUGAGUGUGAAAAGAGCAUUUUUUAAGGGAUCAAACUGCCACGUAGCAGGUUUAGUGGAAACUCCGAGUUUGUUAACCCUGAAAUCAGGGAAACUCUGAGUUUUCCGUUUCACAAAGGAGGGUUAGUUAAACCAGGGAGAGAGGGGUAACUCUAACCUGUUUCACAAAGAGAGGUAACUCAACCUCGCGGUCAGUUACCGCAGUAACAGACUCCGUGAACCUAACCUGCUCGGGAGCAGGUUUAACUCAGUAAACCCAGAGUUUCAGGUGAGACAUCGGCAUUUUCUCAUUUUGAUCAUGUUUUACAUUGUCAAGUAAGUAUUAAGUGGCAGUUUGAUACCUUUAAAAAAGCUGUUUUCACACUCAAAACUGAAUUUUACUCUCUUAUUAUGUUCCGUUAAAUGAUUAGGAAUAUUAAACUAACACAAAAACGGGUGGUGGUCCAGCAGCCCCACCUUUGGAGGCAGAGGAGCUGCCCCCCCCCCCCCCGUUCGACGAUCGCGGCCGGUCCGAUCGCAAAUCCCCCCCCACAGACACACACACGCGCACGCACACCAGUCCGACAAUCGCUGCUACGAGGUGGGGGUUUCGAUCGUCGGGGGGGGGGGGGGGGGCUGCUGGGCCACCACCCGUUUUUUCUGGCAUCUGCCCUCUUUCUGUUUGCUGAGUGAAAGUCUAAUAUUGAGUGUAGUGUGUGUUAGUUUAAUAUAUGUACAUAUACAUACUGAGAGUUAGUUUAAUAUUCCUAAUCACUUAACGGAACAUCAUAAGAGAGUAAAAUUCAUUUUUUUGAGUGUGAAAAGAGCAUUUUCUAAGGGAUCAAACUGCCACUUAAUACUUACUUGACAAUGUAAAACAUGAUCAAAAUGAUUCAAGCAGUUUCCCUGCAACAGUCUGUCAUUGUGAUUGCACGAGACUAGAUUUAAAGUUACGCAUUGACGCGAGCAGCGAUUUCCUCCCAAGCCCUCUCCCUCUCCUUUGCAGCUGCUGCUGUAUUGCACUUUCUUUUACAAACGUGCUGUAAUUCGCUGUUGGCUUGCUGCUGCCCCCUCCUUCUCCCUGUUUCCAUUGGUUGAUCAUUGAAUCUGCGCUCCACAGAUGCUGGCUGUUUAUGUCUGGCGUGCACGUGCUUAACUCCAGGUCAAACUACUCGGAGUUGUUAAAACCGUCUCAAAUCAGGUAUUGUGAAACCGGAAACUCAGAGUUUCCUAACUCAGAGUAGAUCAACUCAGAGUUAAGGAUUUAACUCAGAGUUUGUUGAACCACCUACGUGAAACGGACCCCUCCUCUGCAACAGUGUGGCUGCAUGCCUUAGCUGAGUGCAGUAAUAUGAAGCAUACCCAAGACAUACCCACUUCUUCUGGACUAACACAGGACCUCUGCUGCACAUUUAUAUUUAUAUCUAAGUUUAUAUUGUGGAAUUACUCAGGACCUCUGCUGCACAUUUAUAUUUAUACCUAUAAUCAAAUUUAUAUUGUGGACUAACACAGGACCUCUGCUUCAUAUUUAUAUUUGUAUCCUAGACUUACACAGGACUUUUGCUGCAUGUUUUAUCUGCACAUUAAAAUGAAAUGCUUAUGGUACUGAUAGGAUAUAAUAUUGCAGAAUUUUUGCUUGAUAUUUAUAUUUAAAUUUAUAUUGUGGACUUACACAGGAGCUCUGCUGCAAAUUUUUAUUUAUAUUAAUGUUUACAUUGUGGACUUACACAGGACCUCUGCUGCAUAUUUAUAUUUAUAUCCUGGACUUACACAGUUUACACUUUUCUUUAUAUUUAUAUUGUAAAUUUAAACAGGACCUCUGCUGCAUCAUUAUAUUUUUACUUUUAUCGUGGACUUACACCGGUCUUACACAGGACUUUUGCUGCAUGUUUUGUCUGUACAUUGAUAUGAAAUGCUUGUGGUACUGAUAGAAUAUAAUAUUGCAGGACUUUUGCUGCAUAUUUAUAUUUACAUUGUGGACUUACACGACUUUUGCGGCAUGUUUUUAUUAGCACAUAGAUAUGAAAUGCUUGUGGUACUGAUAGAAUAUAAUAUUGCAUGACUUUUGCUUCGUAGUAAUAAGUUGGUGGCUCUUAAAAGAGCCGUUGUGGUUUGUUGCUUUGCAGGGUACUGCUCCCUCUGCUGAGAAAUUCGCUGUGAAGGCUUCUUUCUCAUCUGCCUUGUCUUCUGUUUUGUCAUCUGUCUUGUUUCUUCUGCCUUCUUUCUUCUUUUUUUUGUCUUGUUUCUUCUGUCUAGUCUUCUGUCUUGUUUCUUCUGUCUUGUCUUCUGUCUUGUUUCUUCUGUCUUGUCUUCUGUCUUCUUUCUUCUGUCUUGUCCAGGUAAAGUAACUGGAACUAACAUUUUUUGUCCUCAGGACAGCUCAGGAGACCAUGUAAGACAAAAGUGAGAUAAGACAAAGAUUGGUUAGCAAGAAAGUCAUAAAACUAUUAGUCUAUAAAUGAUAUGAAACAGAUUCAGAAGCUUAUACUUACUUUCUUCAUCCUCACGAACCAGUAGGAGCUCAGGAGACCAUGUAAGACAAAAGUGAGAUAAGACAAAGAUCGUUUAGCAAGUUAGUCACAGAACUAUUGAUCAAUAAAUAAUAUAAAAAAAGAAAGAUUCAGACGAUUGUACUUACUUUCUUCAUCCUCACGAACCAGUAGGCGCUCAGGACACCAUGUAAGACAAAAGUGAGAUAAGACAAAGAUCGGUUAGCAAGUUAGUCAUAGAACUAUUGAUCAAUAAAUAAUAUAAAAAAAGAAAGAUUCAGACGAUUGUACUUACUUUCUUCAUCCUCACGAACCAGUAGGCGCUCAGGACACCAUGUAAGACAAAAGUGAGAUAAGACAAAGAUCGUUAGCAAGUUAGUCAUAGAACUAUUGAUCAAUAAAUGAUAUAAAAAAAGAAAGAUUCAGACGAUUGUACUUACUUUCUUCAUCCUCACGAACCAGUAGGAGCUCAGGAGACCAUGUAAGACAAAGGUGAGAUAGACAAAGAUCGGUUAGCAAGUUAGUCAUAGAACUAUUGAUCAAUAAAUGAUAUAAAAAGAAAGAUUCAGACGAUUGUACUACUUUCUUCAUCCUCACGAACCAGUAGAGCUAUGUAAACAGAUUCAGAAGAUUGUACUUACUUUCUUCAUCCUCACGAACCAGUAGGAGCUCAGGAGACCAUGUAAGACAAAAGUGAGAUAAGACAAAGAUCGUUUAGCAAGUUAGUCACAGAACUAUUGAUCAAUAAAUAAUAUAAAAAAAGAAAGAUUCAGACGAUUGUACUUACUUUCUUCAUCCUCACGAACCAGUAGGCGCUCAGGACACCAUGUAAGACAAAAGUGAGAUAAGACAAAGAUCGUUUAGCAAGUUAGUCAUAGAACUAUUGAUCAAUAAAUGAUAUAAAAAAAGAAAGAUUCAGACGAUUGUACUUACUUUCUUCAUCCUCACGAACCAGUAGGAGCUCAGGAGACCAUGUAAGACAAAGGUGAGAUACGACAAAGAUCGGUUAGCAAGUUAGUCAUAGAACUAUUGAUCAAUAAAUGAUAUAAAAAAAGAAAGAUUCAGACGAUUGUACUUACUUUCUUCAUCCUCACGAACCAGUAGGAGCUCAGGAGACCAUGUAAGACAAAGGUGAGAUAAGACAAAGAUCGGUUAGCAAGAAAGUCAUAGAAAUACUAUUCAAUAAAUAAUAUAAAACAGAUUCAGAAGAUUGUACUUACUUUCUUCAGCCUCACGAACCAGUAGGAGCUCAGGAGACCAUGUAAGACAAAAGUGAGAUAAGACAAAGAUCGGUUAGCAAGAAAGUCAUAAAACUAUUGAUCAAUAAAUAAUAUAAAACAGAUUCAGAAGCUUGUACUUACUUUCUUCAUCCUCACGAACCAGUAGGCGCUCAGGACACCAUGUAAGACAAAAGUGAGAUAAGACAAAGAUCGGUUAGCAAGUUAGUCAUAGAACUAUUGAUCAAUAAAUAAUAUAAAAAAAGAAAGAUUCAGACGAUUGUACUUACUUUCUUCAUCCUCACGAACCAGUAGGCGCUCAGGACACCAUGUAAGACAAAAGUGAGAUAAGACAAAGAUCGGUUAGCAAGUUAGUCAUAGAACUAUUGAUCAAUAAAUGAUAUAAAAAAAGAAAGAUUCAGACGAUUGUACUUACUUUCUUCAUCCUCACGAACCAGUAGGAGCUCAGGAGACCAUGUAAGACAAAGGUGAGAUAAGACAAAGAUCGGUUAGCAAGAAAGUCAUAGAAAUACUAUUCAAUAAAUAAUAUAAAACAGAUUCAGAAGAUUGUACUUACUUUCUUCAGCCUCACGAACCAGUAGGAGCUCAGGAGACCAUGUAAGACAAAGGUGAGAUAAGACAAAGAUCGGUUAGCAAGUUAGUCAUAGAAAUACUAUUCAAUAAAUAAUAUAAAACAGAUUCAGAAGAUUGUACUUACUUUCUUCAGCCUCACGAACCAGUAGGAGCUCAGGACACCAUGUAAGACAAAAGUGAGAUAAGACAAAGAUCGGUUAGCAAGAAAGUCAUAAAACUAUUGAUCAAUAAAUAAUAUAAAACAGAUUCAGAAGCUUGUACUUACUUUCUUCAUCCUCACGAACCAGUAGGCGCUCAGGACACCAUGUAAGACAAAAGUGAGAUAAGACAAAGAUCGGUUAGCAAGUUAGUCAUAGAACUAUUGAUCAAUAAAUAAUAUAAAAAAAGAAAGAUUCAGACGAUUGUACUUACUUUCUUCAUCCUCACGAACCAGUAGGCGCUCAGGACACCAUGUAAGACAAAAGUGAGAUAAGACAAAGAUCGGUUAGCAAGUUAGUCAUAGAACUAUUGAUCAAUAAAUAAUAUAAAACAGAUUCAGAAGAUUGUACUUACUUUCUUCAGCCUCACGAACCAGUAGGAGCUCAGGAGACCAUGUAAGACAAAAGUGAGAUAAGACAAAGAUCGGUUAGCAAGAAAGUCAUAGAAAUACUAUUCAAUAAAUAAUAUAAAACAGAUUCAGAAGCUUGUACUUACUUUCUUCAUCCUCACGAACCAGUAGGCGCUCAGGACACCAUGUAAGACAAAAGUGAGAUAAGACAAAGAUCGGUUAGCAAGUUAGUCAUAGAACUAUUGAUCAAUAAAUAAUAUAAAACAGAUUCAGACGAUUGUACUUACUUUCUUCAGCCUCACGAACCAGUAGGCGCUCAGGACACCAUGUAAGACAAAAGUGAGAUAAGACAAAGAUCGGUUUAGCAAGUUAGUCAUAGAACUAUUGAUCAAUAAAUGAUAUAAAAAAAGAAAGAUUCAGACGAUUGUACUUACUUUCUUCAUCCUCACGAACCAGUAGGAGCUCAGGAGACCAUGUAAGACAAAGGUGAGAUAAGACAAAGAUCGGUUAGCAAGAAAGUCAUAGAAAUACUAUUCAAUAAAUAAUAUAAAACAGAUUCAGAAGAUUGUACUUACUUUCUUCAGCCUCACGAACCAGUAGGAGCUCAGGAGACCAUGUAAGACAAAAGUGAGAUAAGACAAAGAUCGGUUAGCAAGAAAGUCAUAAAACUAUUGAUCAAUAAAUAAUAUAAAACAGAUUCAGAAGCUUGUACUUACUUUCUUCAUCCUCACGAACCAGUAGGCGCUCAGGACACCAUGUAAGACAAAAGUGAGAUAAGACAAAGAUCGGUUAGCAAGUUAGUCAUAGAACUAUUGAUCAAUAAAUAAUAUAAAAAAAGAAAGAUUCAGACGAUUGUACUUACUUUCUUCAUCCUCACGAACCAGUAGGCGCUCAGGACACCAUGUAAGACAAAAGUGAUAUAAGACAAAGAUCGUUUAGCAAGUUAGUCAUAGAACUAUUGAUCAAUAAAUGAUAUAAAAAAAGAAAGAUUCAGACGAUUGUACUUACUUUCUUCAUCCUCACGAACCAGUAGGAGCUCAGGAGACCAUGUAAGACAAAGGUGAGAUACGACAAAGAUCGGUUAGCAAGUUAGUCAUAGAACUAUUGAUCAAUAAAUGAUAUAAAAAAAGAAAGAUUCAGACGAUUGUACUUACUUUCUUCAUCCUCACGAACCAGUAGGAGCUCAGGAGACCAUGUAAGACAAAGGUGAGAUAAGACAAAGAUCGGUUAGCAAGAAAGUCAUAGAAAUACUAUUCAAUAAAUAAUAUAAAACAGAUUCAGAAGAUUGUACUUACUUUCUUCAGCCUCACGAACCAGUAGGAGCUCAGGAGACCAUGUAAGACAAAAGUGAGAUAAGACAAAGAUCGGUUAGCAAGAAAGUCAUAAAACUAUUGAUCAAUAAAUAAUAUAAAACAGAUUCAGAAGCUUGUACUUACUUUCUUCAUCCUCACGAACCAGUAGGCGCUCAGGACACCAUGUAAGACAAAAGUGAGAUAAGACAAAGAUCGGUUAGCAAGUUAGUCAUAGAACUAUUGAUCAAUAAAUAAUAUAAAAAAAGAAAGAUUCAGACGAUUGUACUUACUUUCUUCAUCCUCACGAACCAGUAGGCGCUCAGGACACCAUGUAAGACAAAAGUGAGAUAAGACAAAGAUCGGUUAGCAAGUUAGUCAUAGAACUAUUGAUCAAUAAAUGAUAUAAAAAAAGAAAGAUUCAGACGAUUGUACUUACUUUCUUCAUCCUCACGAACCAGUAGGAGCUCAGGAGACCAUGUAAGACAAAGGUGAGAUAAGACAAAGAUCGGUUAGCAAGAAAGUCAUAGAAAUACUAUUCAAUAAAUAAUAUAAAACAGAUUCAGACGAUUGUACUUACUUUCUUCAGCCUCACGAACCAGUAGGAGCUCAGGAGACCAUGUAAGACAAAAGUGAGAUAAGACAAAGAUCGGUUAGCAAGAAAGUCAUAAAACUAUUGAUCAAUAAAUAAUAUAAAACAGAUUCAGAAGCUUGUACUUACUUUCUUCAUCCUCACGAACCAGUAGGCGCUCAGGACACCAUGUAAGACAAAAGUGAGAUAAGACAAAGAUCGGUUAGCAAGUUAGUCAUAGAACUAUUGAUCAAUAAAUAAUAUAAAAAGAAAGAUUCAGACGAUUGUACUUACUUUCUUCAUCCUCACGAACCAGUAGGCGCUCAGGACACCAUGUAAGACAAAAGUGAGAUAAGACAAAGAUCGGUUAGCAAGUUAGUCAUAGAACUAUUGAUCAAUAAAUGAUAUAAAAAAAGAAAGAUUCAGACGAUUGUACUUACUUUCUUCAUCCUCACGAACCAGUAGGAGCUCAGGAGACCAUGUAAGACAAAGGUGAGAUACGACAAAGAUCGGUUAGCAAGUUAGUCAUAGAACUAUUGAUCAAUAAAUGAUAUAAAAAAGAAAGAUUCAGACGAUUGUACUUACUUUCUUCAUCCUCACGAACCAGUAGGAGCUCAGGAGACCAUGUAAGACAAAGGUGAGAUAAGACAAAGAUCGGUUAGCAAGAAAGUCAUAGAAAUACUAUUCAAUAAAUAAUAUAAAACAGAUUCAGAAGAUUGUACUUACUUUCUUCAGCCUCACGAACCAGUAGGAGCUCAGGACACCAUGUAAGACAAAAGUGAGAUAAGACAAAGAUCGGUUAGCAAGUUAGUCAUAGAACUAUUGAUCAAUAAAUAAUAUAAAACAGAUUCAGAAGCUUGUACUUACUUUCUUCAUCCUCACGAACCAGUAGGCGCUCAGGACACCAUGUAAGACAAAAGUGAGAUAAGACAAAGAUCGGUUAGCAAGUUAGUCAUAGAACUAUUGAUCAAUAAAUGAUAUAAAAAAAGAAAGAUUCAGACGAUUGUACUUACUUUCUUCAUCCUCACGAACCAGUAGGAGCUCAGGAGACCAUGUAAGACAAAGGUGAGAUAAGACAAAGAUCGGUUAGCAAGAAAGUCAUAGAAAUACUAUUCAAUAAAUAAUAUAAAACAGAUUCAGAAGAUUGUACUUACUUUCUUCAGCCUCACGAACCAGUAGGAGCUCAGGACACCAUGUAAGACAAAGGUGAGAUAAGACAAAGAUCGGUUAGCAAGUUAGUCAUAGAAAUCAUAAAACUAUUCAACAAAUAAUAUAAAACAGAUUCAGAAGAUUGUACUUACUUUCUUCAGCCUCACGAACCAAUAGGAGCUCAGGACACCAUGUAAGACAAAGGUGAGAUAAGACAAAGAUCGGUUAGCAAGUUAGUCAUAGAAAUGCUAUUCAAUAAAUAAUAUAAAACAGAUUCAGAAGAUUGUACUUACUUUCUUCAUCCUCACGAACCAGUAGGAGCUCAGGACACCAUGUAAGACAAAAGUGAGAUAAGACAAAGAUCGGUUAGCAAGAAAGUCAUAAACUAUUGAUCAAUAAAUAAUAUAAAAAGAUUCAGAGAUUGUACUUACUUUCUUCAUCCUCACGAACCAGUAGGCGCUCAGGACACCAUGUAAGACAAAAGUGAGAUAAGACAAAGAUCGGUUAGCAAGUUAGUCAUAGAACUAUUGAUCAAUAAAUGAUAUAAAAAAAGAAAGAUUCAGACGAUUGUACUUACUUUCUUCAUCCUCACGAACCAGUAGGAGCUCAGGAGACCAUGUAAGACAAAAGUGAGAUAAGACAAAGAUCGGUUAGCAAGAAAGUCAUAGAACUACUAUUCAAUAAAUAAUACAAAACAAGAUUCAGAAGAUUGUACUUACUUUCUUCAGCCUCACGAACCAGUAGGAGCUCAGGAGACCAUGUAAGACAAAAGUGAGAUAAGACAAAGAUCGGUUAGCAAGAAAGUCAUAAAACUAUUGAUCAAUAAAUAAUAUAAAACAGAUUCAGAAGAUUGUACUUACUUUCUUCAUCCUCACGAACCAGUAGGAGCUCAGGACACCAUGUAAGACAAAGGUGAGAUAAGACAAAGAUCGGUUAGCAAGUUAGUCAUAGAACUAUUGAUCAAUAAAUAAUAUAAAAAAAGAAAGAUUCAGACGAUUGUACUUACUUUCUUCAUCCUCACGAACCAGUAGGCGCUCAGGACACCAUGUAAGACAAAAGUGAUAUAAGACAAAGAUCGUUUAGCAAGUUAGUCAUAGAAAUACUAUUCAAUAAAUAAUAUAAAACAGAUUCAGAAGAUUGUACUUACUUUCUUCAUCCUCACGAACCAGUAGGAGCUCAGGAGACCAUGUAAGACAAAGGUGAGAUACGACAAAGAUCGGUUAGCAAGUUAGUCAUAGAACUAUUGAUCAAUAAAUGAUAUAAAAAAAGAAAGAUUCAGACGAUUGUACUUACUUUCUUCAUCCUCACGAACCAGUAGGAGCUCAGGAGACCAUGUAAGACAAAGGUGAGAUAAGACAAAGAUCGGUUAGCAAGAAAGUCAUAGAAAUACUAUUCAAUAAAUAAUAUAAAACAGAUUCAGAAGCUUGUACUUACUUUCUUCAUCCUCACGAACCAGUAGGCGCUCAGGACACCAUGUAAGACAAAAGUGAGAUAAGACAAAGAUCGGUUAGCAAGAAAGUCAUAAAACUAUUGAUCAAUAAAUAAUAUAAAACAGAUUCAGAAGCUUGUACUUACUUUCUUCAUCCUCAUCACGAACCAGUAGGCGCUCAGGACACCAUGUAAGACAAAAGUGAGAUAAGACAAAGAUCGGUUAGCAAGUUAGUCAUAGAACUAUUGAUCAAUAAAUGAUAUAAAAAAAGAAAGAUUCAGACGAUUGUACUUACUUUCUUCAUCCUCACGAACCAGUAGGAGCUCAGGAGACCAUGUAAGACAAAGGUGAGAUAAGACAAAGAUCGGUUAGCAAGAAAGUCAUAGAAAUACUAUUCAAUAAAUAAUAUAAAACAGAUUCAGAAGAUUGUACUUACUUUCUUCAGCCUCACGAACCAGUAGGAGCUCAGGACACCAUGUAAGACAAAGGUGAGAUAAGACAAAGAUCGGUUAGCAAGUUAGUCAUAGAAAUACUAUUCAAUAAAUAAUAUAAAACAGAUUCAGAAGAUUGUACUUACUUUCUUCAGCCUCACGAACCAGUAGGAGCUCAGGACACCAUGUAAGACAAAGGUGAGAUAAGACAAAGAUCGGUUAGCAAGAAAGUCAAGAAAAUAUUGAUCAAUAAAUGAUAUUAAAAAAAAAGAUUCAGAAGCUUGUACUUACUUUCUUCAGCCUCGGUGUCCUGGAGAAGUAAGACACAGAUCGGUUAGUGAGAAAGUCAUGAAACCAUUAUUCAAUAAAUAAAAUUGAUAUUAAGUUAUAUUUGGUCUGAAUCAAAUGCUUAAACUUUUGUGUGUGUCGAGGCACACAGCCGCUCAGGUGGGAGAGAGACAAUGAUAUUGAAGUGUAAGUAAAACAGUCAAAACCUCUUUGAAUUAUAGUGACAACAAUAUAGGACAAAAUGACAGCAACAACAUAAAUUGAACAAAGAUGAGCAGAUAGGAAGUUAGAAUUUUAUCACUGAAUACCAAAUGUGAGAGUCUACAGUCACUGGUUUGGGGGCUGUUCUUUAAAUUUCAUAAAAAAAUGUCAUUUUAACGAGUUAAAACUUAAACAUAAAUAAUUCAAUCCAUAAUAUGAAAGAAAUCAAAAAGCUUGUACUUACUUUUUUCGGCCUCAGUGUCCUAAAAGAAAAACUGGUUAGUAUGAAAGUCUUUUUACUAUUUUGUGAUAAAUAAUAUUGAUAUUUGAUCUGAUUCUAAAACUUUUACCUAAUUUCUUCGUCCAUAUUGCAUGAAAGAGAGGAAGAGAAAUCAGAGAUAGGAGGAGAGAAUGCAGGAGGAGAAGGGGAAGAGGAAGCAGAGGAAUCAGAGGUAAAAUUAGGAGGUGAGAAAUAAGAGAAAUCAGAGGAGGAGAAAUCAGAGGGAGGAGAAGGAGCGAAAUGAGUGAAAUCAAAAGAGGAGGAAAUAGAGGGAGAAUGAAGAGGGGAGAAAUCAGAGGAGGAGACAUUAGAGAAAUCAGAGGAGGAGAAAUCAGAGAAAUCAGGGGAGAAUACAGGAGGAAAAGCAGAAAAAGAAAAAGGAGGAUAAUAAGGAAAAGGAGCAGGGGCAAAAGCAGGAUGAGGGGCAUACCAGAACAUAGGAGGAGCAGGGGGAAAAGCAGGAUGAGGGGGGAACCAGAACAUAGGAGGAGGAGCAGGGGCAAAAGCAGGAGGAGGGACAUAACAAAAAACAGGAGGAGGAGCAGGGCAGGGGCAAAGGCGGGGGAGGGACGUACCAGAACACAGGAGGAGGAGCAGGGGUAAUAGCAGGAGGAGGGACAUAACAGAAAACAGGAGGAGGAGCAGGGCAGGGGCAAAGGCGGGGGAGGGACGUACUAGAACACAGGAGGAGGAGCAGGGGUAAAAGUUGGAGGAGGGACACAACAGAAAACAGGAGGAGGAGCAGGGCAGGGGCAAAGGCGGGGGAGGGACGUACCAGAACACAGGAGGAGGAGCAGGGGUAAAAGCAGGAGGAGGGACAUAACAAAAAACAGGAGGAGGAGCAGGGCAGGGGCAAAGGCGGGGGAGGGACGUACCAGAACACAGGAGGAGGAGCAGGGGUAAAAGUUGGAGGAGGGACACAACAGAAAACAGGAGGAGGAGCAGGGCAGGGGCAAAGGCGGGGGAGGGACAAACCAGAACACAGGAGGAGGAGCUGGGGUAAAAGCAGGAGAAGGGACACAACAGAAAACAGGAGGAGGAGCAGGGCAGGGGCAAAGGCGGGGGAGAGACGUACUAGAACACAGGAGGAGGAGCAGGGGUAAAAGUUGGAGGAGGGACAAAACAGAAAACAGGAGGAGGAGCAGGGCAGGGGCAAAGGCGGGGGAGGGACAAACCAGAACACAGGAGGAGGAGCAGGGGUAAAAGCAGGAGAAGGGACACAACAGAAAACAGGAGGAGGAGCAGGGCAGGGGCAAAGGCGGGGGAGAGACGUACUAGAACACAGGAGGAGGAGCAGGGGUAAAAGUUGGAGGAGGGACACAACAGAAAACAGGAGGAGGAGCAGGGCAGGGGCAAAGGCGGGGGAGGGACGUACCAGAACACAGGAGGAGGAGCAGGGGUAAAAGCAGGAGGAGGGACAUAACAAAAAACAGGAGGAGGAGCAGGGCAGGGGCAAAGGCGGGGGAGGGACGUACCAGAACACAGGAGGAGGAGCAGGGGUAAAAGUUGGAGGAGGGACACAACAGAAAACAGGAGGAGGAGCAGGGCAGGGGCAAAGGCGGGGGAGGGACGUACUAGAACACAGGAGGAGGAGCAGGGGUAAAAGUUGGAGGAGGGACACAACAGAAAACAGGAGGAGGAGCAGGGCAGGGGCAAAGGCGGGGGAGGGACGUACCAGAACACAGGAGGAGGAGCAGGGGUAAAAGCAGGAGGAGGGACAUAACAAAAAACAGGAGGAGGAGCAGGGCAGGGGCAAAGGCGGGGGAGGGACGUACCAGAACACAGGAGGAGGAGCAGGGGUAAAAGUUGGAGGAGGGACACAACAGAAAACAGGAGGAGGAGCAGGGGCAGGGGCAAACGCAGGAGGAGGGACGAACCAGAACAUAGGCGGAGGAGUGGGUUGAAAAGCAGGAGGAGGAGCGGGGGGGGGGGGGGGGGUGGGGGCAAAGGAAUCAGAGGAAAAACGAGGAGGUGAGAAAUAAGGAAAAGAGAAUAAGCAGAGAAUGAGCUUAAAUGGAAGCAGGAGCAAAGAGACAGAGAUGGGCACUCCUAAUCAGCCAACCUUGAUCUCCUUGGUGCAGGCACCUCCUCCUCAUCACUGUCCUCCCUUUGCCGCCGCCUUCGCCUGACAGUUGAUGCAGGAGAAGGCGCAGGGGAGGAACCAUGAAGAGGAGGAGAGAGAUAAGGAAUAGUCGUGGAAGUGGAAUAAGAGGGAGAGGCAACAGAGGAAGAGCAAUCAGAGGAGGAGGAAUCAGAGGAGGAGACAUAAAAGGAAUCAGAGGAAUCAGAGGAGGAGGAAUCAGAGGAGGAGACAUAAAAGGAAUCAGAGGAAUCAGAGGAGGAAGAAUCAGAGGAGGAGACAUAAAAGGAAUCAGAGGAAUCAGAGGAGGAGGAAUCAGAGGAGGAGACAUAAAAGGAAUCAGAGGAAUCAGAGGAGGAGGAAUCAGAGGAGGAGGAAUCAGAGGAGAAAAGAUCGAAGGGAAGAAGAAGAAGAACACAGAAAACAGGAGGAGGAGGAGGAGGAGCAGGAUCAUGGGCAAAUGCAGGAUCGGGGGCGUACCAGAACAUAGGAGGAUGAGCAGGGGGAAAAGCAGGAGGAGGGCCAUAAAAGAAUUCAGGAGGAGGACCAGGGGGAAAAGCAGGUGGAGGGCCAUUCAAGAAUUCAGGAGGAGGAGCAGGGGGAAAAGCCGGAGGAGGGGCGUGCUGGAACAUGGAAGGAGGAGCUGGGGGAAAAGAAGGAAGAGGGCCAUAUAAGAAUUCAGGAGGAGGAGCAGGGGGAAAAGCCGGAGGAGGGGCGUGCUGGAACAUAGGAGGAGGAGCUGGGGGAAAAGCCGGAGGAGGGUCGUGCCAGAACAUAGGAGGAGGAGCUGGGGGAAAAGCCGGAGGAGGGUCGUGCCAGAACAUAGGAGGAGGAGCUGGGGGAAAAGCCGGAGGAGGGUCGUGCCGGAACAUAGGAGGAGGAGCUGGGGGAAAAGCCGGAGGAGGGUCGUGCCGGAACAUAGGAGGAGGAGCUGGGAGAAAAGCAGGAGGAGGGCCAUAUAAGAAUUCAGGAGGAGGAGCAGCAGGAGCAGCAGGAGCAGCGGCAGGAGCAGCGAGCGGGAGGUUACCACCUGAGGGAGGAAAAGUAUCAAAGGGUGAAAGUCUGUGCAUCCAUAAAAGAGAAUGAGGGAUCAUGAGGCUUACAGGAUCGUUCAUGGUAUUUCGCUGUUUGAUUUUUUAUGACCACUUAUCAGCAAUAACUGCAGUUAAGAUACAGAUUUAUUCCACAGUGUUUUUGUAUGGGAGUAUCUGAGUUUAUAUAUUACUGCCGGUCAGCAUGGUGUCACUUCACUUCAUUUCACUUCACUUCACUUAAACUUUGUCAUGCCCCAAAAAUGGGCAAAUCGGGUUGCAGCAGGCACAGACAUUUAAAACACUGCCAUACAUCAUAAAAAUAAAUAAAUAAAAUAAAAUACAUCUACAUACAAAACAGUUCAGGAGGUAAAAAGUGUUACAAAUGAUUUAUAAGGUAAAAAGAAAAGCAUAUGUCAGUCAUACCAGUACUUCUGCAUGAACAGAGUGCAUAAGAUAAAAUGCAGAAACAAAGUGCAAUGUGCAGCUUGCUUACCAAUAUAGGACCCCUAGAUGAAGCUUGAUCUAUAAUAAUAAUAAUAAUAAUAAUAAUAAUAAUAAUAUUCACUUUACCAAGUCUGCUCUCUGUCAGUGUAGUGGCCAGCCGCAUUGCCAGACAGAUUUCACUGGGGCACGUGCCCCAGUAUUGAUCUGCAGUGCCCCAGUAAAAAUUUCACCAAUAAAAAAAAAAAUCACUUGAGAGUUUUAAGUCUACAUAGCAUAGACUACAGCACACAUACUACUUAGCAGUGGCGAUUGCUCUAAGACUGCAAGGGAAGCUCAGCUUCCCUCAAAAUGUCACCCCCCAAAAAAAGAAAAAGUGGUGAAAUACGUACUGCUGUGUGUACAUUUCAUUAACUAAAUACGCACUAGAAAGCCUUCAUCUUUUGUUCAGACACUGUGAUAAGAAGCUGAUAAUCACAGGUAACCGGCAUAACUUCGUUCUCAUUCAUCCUCGCAGCGCCUCAGCGCUUUAAACAGCCGGACGCUGGGCUUCUGCUGACUUCAAUGUGGAAGCUCAAAGUGGGUUGUUCCAGCAGCGAAACUAGACGCUCAUUGGAUAAAUGCUGGGCUUUGUACCGCCCAUCGGACGCUCGGCGUCUCUGGAGUUCUAUGGCGAGAGGGCGGUCCCGACUUUCUCCCGGACUCCGAGCUUCUGCAUCCAUGAUUGGAUGAGCUGUCUGAGGCAAAAUCCUUUUUUGAUUGACAGCUAAACAAGAGAAUCAGCGAUCUCGAAGAAUAAAACAUCUACCAGAGCAUUUUCCAAGUUAUUCAUUCCAUUGUUCUUAACUGCUCCGGAGACUUUACCGAUCCUCAGCGACUUUUGUCUUUCUUAAUAACGACUGCUGUUGUGUUUGGCGACUCUGUUCUGUUACAUAUUAAUAAACAAAUACAAUUAUGAUGUAGGCCAGAAAAAUGAGCUUCCCCUCCUUGAAAGACCAGCAGCCGCCACUGCUACUUUGUGUGGUAAUUCAUUGCUACUGUAUUCACUCCACAUAAACAAUUCGCACAUGGCUAAUUAAUAUGGUAAUUUAUUCACGUAUAGCGACUUCGACUGAUAAUACUUCCAUGUCAACUUAAAGUCGAGAGAGCGAGAGAGAGUGAGAGAAAGAGUGGGAUAGAUAGAGGGAGAGAGAGAGGCGAUGAGAAUCACUGCGUGAGGUAGGUAACGUUAGCCAACACCAACUUGUUAAAUAUAUUAUUUGGAUUUUGAUUUGACUCGAACUGUAACUCCUAGAUGGAUAUCAGAAAAUUAUUCGCCCACAGCAGGGAUAAAGCAGCAAGGAAUGAGAGAGGUAAGUGAAAUCCUAGCUAGCCAGGCAACAUAAGUCUGUCUUAAGUUAACGCUGGGUUAGCUAACAUUAUUCCUUUUAUCAAGACAACCAUAUUAAUUUGCUGUAUGAGCUGUGGGGGGAAUUUCCAAUGAGUUUCAUCAGCAUGAAACAUAAUGUUGGUUAUGAUUUGACCCAUGAAGGGCGAUUUGUUGUGUAACAGAUAAGAUCAUAGCGUACAUAAAGACAGACAUACAGGACAUAUUACAGUAUACAGUACAUCAGCCGGACAGUUAAAAACUCAUUCGGUGCACUGAGUGCACAGAUCAAGGUGCCAGGAGUGAGGACACAACUUGUAAAGGAGGUCGGUAAUAAUAAAUAAGUAAAAGGCACUGAUCAGCAUAUAUACUAGGGAUGUCACGAUCUCGAUUUUUGAUCGAAAUCGAUCGAAAUUACGUCAUGGCCUCGAUCAUUGAAAUUACAUAGAGGAUCAGCAUUCCCCCCUCAACCCUCCCCCCAGGUUAAAAAACAAAAACACGUGACCGCGCUAACUUGUGGCUGCAGCUUAUCACACCAUGGCGACAAGUACAGAUAAAAAAUGCCGCUCCUGCUUCUCUUAAAUCACCGGUGUGGAAAUAUUUUGCAUUCCCGGUGAGUUAUGUCGACAGCGUUCGCGUUACACAGUGUGUAAACUAUGUUAUGUGCGUGUACCAUACCCGGCCACGGGAAACACAACGAACAUGGCAGGACACAUUCGCCGACAUCAUAAAGAUAUUGAUUUGACAACGGGGAAAACACCAUCACUGGUCCAGUCAACACUUCCAAUUUCACUUGGAAUAAAACUUCCACAAACCUCACCUCACGCUAAAGCCAUAACAAAGGCUAUAGGGCUAUUUAUAGCAGCAGACCUGCAGCCUUUUUCGGUGGUAGAAAACGCUGGAUUUAACCAUCUAAUUAGCGUACUGGAGCCACGCUACGCCAUACCUAGCAGGUCAUAUCUUUCAUCAAAAGUGUUGCCCUCCAUGUAUGAUGACGUUAAAGGAAAAGUUGCAGGGGGUCUGAGGAGAGCAGAGCAAGUUGCCUUAACAACAGAUGGCUGGACCUCCAGAGCAACGGUGAGCAACAGUUGUCUUGUCUGGCCAAUGGUCAUACAUAUGUAAAUAGUUGAUAUUUUGAUAACUCAAAGAGCAUCUCUCUCUCCAGAUAGAGAUAACAUAUCUUUGUUAAGGAAAAAACUUGAAAGAAGAAAGUAAAAAUGACAGUUGUCAUUCUCAGGGGAUAGAAAUUCUAAAAUACUUGAUUAUUAUAUGUUUUUUUAAUUGUUCAACUGUUAGAGUGUAGUUUGUUGAGGCUAAUUGUUCAUGACUUUGGACAUGACUGUUAUAUUUUUAUUUAUUUAUUUUGUUUUGUUGCACAUUGUUUUUUUAUUAGUCCACACACUGCUUUAAUCAAUAACAGUCAAUAGAUGGCAGCAAAGCAUCCUCUAUGACUUUCAUUUUUGCUAUUAUUUUUGUUAUAUUUGUUUUUGAUGUUUUCCAUGUUACUGACAACAUUGUAACCUCAAUAUUGUUAAUAAAUUAUUUAAAAUUGACCAUUAAUGCCUAAUGUGAUACAUUACACAAGAAUAAUGGCAAUUGCAUCACUUAUGUAUAGCCCCUCUUUUGAAAUAAGGUACAAAAUGUAAUGAAUAAACCACUAAUCGUAGACUAGACUAGUCUAAAAAUGGCAUAGGUUUCUGCUUUAAGCAGAAGGAAAUUUAUUUAUUUUUUUAAAAUUGAGGAUCGAAUCGAACCAUGACCCUAAAAUCGAAAAUGCAAUCGAACCGAGGAUUUGGAGAAUCGUGACACCCCUAAUAUAUACAGUGACCUAUGCAAGUAGAAAAGAGUCAUAGGCUCUGAAAGCUUUGGCUAAGAUAAUCUUGUUUUGUCACCAGAAAAAUGGCUACAGCUAACGCAUCUGAUUUUGUUGCCAGAAAAAAUAGUAAAAGUUCUGUAUUUGGGUCAAUGACGUAUAAGGUUUUUCAACAAUGCCAAUUCAUAUAGAUGAAUUGCCUGUGGCCUUAAAAAAUGUCAUGUGGUGCGACCAUCAUUUAUCUCAAAAUUAUUACAUUUUUUCAACAUACUCCAUAGUUUUUUACAAAUUGUCGGUAAUAUCAAGAACAUAGGAACAAAGCUUUUGCAUUUUAUUUGAGUUUUUGUAAAUAAUGAUCUCAUAUAUUAGCUCUAUAAUGUCACAGUCGCUAUAUCAAAUGUAGUUCACUGACUAUUUUUUCUUUAAAUUGCAUAAUACUGAUAAAAAUGUUUUGAAACUACCUUUCAUGUAAGCAUAUUGUAUCAGGUAUUAAUGUCUCAGUUACAGAAAUUAGAUAUUUUAGUUUGUAUUUGAUAUAAUUAAUGUUAUUAUUGGUCGCACCACAUGAUUGGUGGUCACGCCAAAUGACCUGAAGACCUUGUAUCAUUAAAAAUCAAUUUAAAGAGACCCAUGAACAAUUAAUUUCAUGCAAAUUUUAUAUUAUAACCAAAUUUUAUUACUAUUUCAAACAUGAACACAAACAUUUUAUUUCCCUUUUUUAAAAAAAUUUAACUCUGUGUGUGUGUGUGUGUGUAUGUGGGUCAAUGACGUGACGCCUCAAUAUUCUGUCCGGCUGUAUUUUCUUUAUGUUACAAAGAGUUUUAAAUGUAAAAAAAUAUACUAUCUAUGAGUAGUAUCUCUCUAAUAUAUGGAGCCACUUCAACUUUUCAAAAAUCAGGAGUUUUUUGUAAUUUUUCUGAACUUCAAAGGGUCAAAAUAUCAUGUGGUGCGACCGUCCGGCCAUGACUUCUGUUUUGAAAACUUCUUUGAAAUUACUCUAAAUCUAUUACAAUUUGGUUUCUGCAAUAUUCGGCAUAAUUUUGAAAGUGUUUUUUAUUCCUGUACAAAAUUGCAAAGCUUUUGCUGUUACAUUUUUUUCAUAAUAUUCAAACGAAUUUUGUCCGAUCGUGUCCAUUUCAUUAAAUAUCAUGUGGUGCGACCAUCAAAAAAUGACCAUUUUUGACACUUUUAUGCUGAAAUUUACUCAAGGACAGGAUGUUGGAUCAUUCACCAUUUUGUCGUAGAGCUAUGGAAGCAGAAAGAGGGUUGGUGGUUCUCUCAUUUCUUUUAAGAAAAAAAGACCUUUUCAACUGCUGUAAUGGUGUUUGCACUUUUCGAUGUCAUGUGGUAUGACCUCAAAAAAAACAAUUAAUUUAAGUUAUUUCCACAAAUAAGUAUUUUAAUUAUAAAUUUCAUAGUGACCUUUUGUGGGAAGCUAGUGAGGUUUGUUUAUGUGACUAAUCCUGUAUCAGUAAGAUUUGACAUUUGAAAUGUCAUGCGGUGCGACCAGUUAUCAUGUGGUGCGACCACUGCAGAUUGUUUUCCAUAAUAAAUAUAUGCCCUCGAUUGGCAGUAUUUAUGCUUUUUACAUUCAAUUGAUGAUUGAUAAACACUAAGUACUUAAUUUUUUGUAUUAUUUUGAUUUUUUUUUGUUAUUUGAUGAGUCAUUUUGCUAAUAUAUCUGAGAUAAUGGUUAGUUCAUCUCUGUACAAAAUAAGAAAAAAAAUAUUAAAAGCAUGCCAUUUCACUUAAGGUAUUUAUGCCGUUGUUAGCAAUUUAUUAACUUUCAUGUAUCAAUUUAAGUCAUUUUAAUUUAUUUUACCAGAUGCCACUGCCGAGCAAAGUUAAAAGCGCUUGCUAUAGGCAGCGUGUCAACUCUGACCCUGCAGCAUGUUGUUCAUGCAAGGACUGGUCAAAGAUUGGGCCAAGAUUGUUGACAUCGCUGCACGGAUGGUGAGAGGAGCGCUUCGCCGAGAGCGUUAUAUUCAUGAUCGUUCAAAUCCAUUUGAUUUACCUGAUGACGUUCUCUAUGAACGUUACAGGUUUUCCUCGGUUGGCCUCAAUAGUCAGGUAACAUGAAUUCGAAGCAAGCUCCAAGUUUCAUGCGGCAUAUCAGUCAUCAUUUAGAAUUUAUUGAAGCAGAUUAGAAAACUCCUCUUAACCCCAAAUGUGUCUGCAGAUGACAUGUGACCAUCAGAUGAUGGAGAAAAAAGAAAAAAAAGGCAGUGUGAGGAAAUCACUGUUUACGUGUUGAAAUAUGUACAAAUAAAAUCUUCCAGUAAACCUACAAACUACUUAAAAGGAUGUUUUUUAUUUAUUUUUAUUUGCUCCCACGUACUCUUUUCCCCACUGCUGUUGUAUCUGAAAUAAUGAGGUCAAUGAUGGAGGUGAUCACACACGCUGCAUGACAACAUAUUAGGGGGCCAUAAAUUUAUGAACUCACAAAUGUAAUUUACACAAUCGAUGAUUUUUGUUGCCAGCAGUCCCUCCGGCUUUCAGCGGCUGCAGCAGUCCUGCUCCUCACUGAUAUAAUGUUGCGGUACUCCUCGUAUUAGCGUAAAACGAUGCUCGGUUCCUGGGCUGUGAUAUAUGACGUGCAGCCUUCUCCAUUGUGGAGAUUGGUCCGGUGGCACUGACCCCGCCCCCUUUACGUGUGCGCGCACAGAUCUAGACUGACCACGACUGAAUUUAGUUAGCUAGUUAAUAUCCUGCCUCGUAGUACACCUGAUCGGGAUUAUGGAGAUCUGGUGAAGUUGAACGAGCUGUGGCAGAGUUAUCCUGGGUGUGUUAAUCCAGCUUCGUAGUGCAGGCCUCUGGACCACAUACACACACACACACACAGUUAAAUUUUUGUCAAAAAGGGAAAUAAAAUGUUCGUGUUCAUGUUUGAAAUGUUAAUAAAAUUUGGUUUGAAUAUAAAAUUUGCAUGAAAUUAAUUGUUCAUAGGUCUCUUUAAAUUGAUUUUUAAUGAUACAAGGUCUUCAGGUCAUUUGGCGCGACCACCAAUCAUGUGGUGCGACCAAUAAUAACAUUAAUUAUAUCAAAUACAAACUAAAAUAUCUAAUUUCUGUAACUGAGACAUUAAUACCUGAUACAAUAUGCUUACAUGAGAGGUAGUUUCAAAACAUUUUUAUCAGUAUUAUGCAAUUUAAAGAAAAAAAUAGUCAGUAAACUACAUUUGAUAUAGCGACUGUGACAUUAUAGAGCUAAUAUAUGAGAUCAUUAUUUACAAAAACUCAAAUAAAAUGCAAAAGCUUUGUUCCUAUGUUCUUGAUAUUACCGACAAUUUGUAAAAAACUAUAGAGUAUGUUGAAAAUAUGUAAUAAUUUUGAGAUAAAUGAUGGUCGCACCACAUGACAUUUUUUAAGGCCACGGGCAAUUCAUCUAUAUGAAAAAACACUAAAAUUGGCUAAUUUAAAAAUUAAACUUUAAUUUUUGUAUACAUAACAUCCUUAGUGUUUGAACUGUUGCAAAAGAUAUUCUUAUUUUUGGUAUUUUAAAAUUGGCAUGUUGAAAAACCUUAUACGUCAUUGACCCAUGUAUGUGGUCCAGAGGCCUGCACUUUGAAGCUGGAUUAACACACCCAGGAUAACUCUGCCACAACUCGCUCAACUUCACCAGAUCUCCGUAAUCCUGAUCAGAUGUACUACGAGGCAGGAUAUCAACCCGCUAACGAAAUGCAGUUGUGGUCAGUCUAGAUCUGUGCGCACACACGUAAAGGGGGUGGGGUCAGUGCCACCGGACCAAUCUCCACAAUGGAGAAGGCUGUAUGUCAUAUUUCACAGCCGAGGAACAGAGCAUUGUUUUACGCUAAUACAAGGAGUACCGCAACAUUAUAUCAGUGAGGAGCAGGACAGCGGCAGCUGCUAAAAGCCGGAGGGACUGCUGACAAAAAAAAUCAUCGAUUGUGUAAAUUACAUUUGUGCGUUCAUAAAUUUAUGGCCCCCUAAUAUGUUGUCAUGCAGCGUGUGUGAUAACCACCAUCAUUGACCUCAUUAUUUCAGAUACAACAGCAGUGGGGAAAAGAGUACGUGGGAGCAAUAAAAAUAAAUCUAAAAACAUCCGUCAAAGUGGCUUGCUGGUUUACUGGAAGAUUUUAUUUGUACAUAUUAUAACGCGUAAACAGUGAUUUCCUCACACUGCCUUUUUUCCUUUUUCUCCAUCAUCUGACGGUCACAUGUCAUCUGCAGACACAUUUGGGGUUAAGAGGAGUUUUCUAAUCUGCUUCAAUAAAUUCUAAAUGAUGACUGAUAUGCCGCAUGAAACUUGAACUUGGAGCUUGGCAAAUGUUAGUGUAUUGCUUUGACUUCAUGUUACCUGACUAUUGAGGCCGUCCGAGGAAAACCUGCAACGUUCAUAGAGCACGUCAUCAGGUAAAUCUAACGGAUUUGAACGAUCAUGAAUAUAAGGCUCUCGGCGAAGCGCUCCUCUCACCAUCCAUGCAGCGAUGUCAACAAUCUUGGCCCAAUCUUUGGCCAGCCCUGGCAUGAACAACAUGCUGCAGGGUCAGAGUUGACACGCUGCCUAUAGCGAACGCUUUUAACUUUGCUCGGCAGUGGCAUCUGGUCAAAUAAAUUAAAAUGACUUAAAUUGAUACAUGAAAUUUAAUAAAUUGCUAACAACGGCAUAAAUACCUUAAGUGACAUGGCAUGCUUUUAAUAUUUUUUUUCUUAUUUUGUACAGAGAUGAACUAACCAUUAUUUUCAGAAAUGUUAGCAAAAUGACUCAUCAAAUAACAAAAAAAAAAAUCAAAAUAAUACUAAAAAUUAAGUACUUAGUAUUUAUCAGUCAUCAAUUGAAUAUAAAAAGUGUAAAUACUGCCAAUCUAGGGCAUAUAUUUAUGAUGGAAAACAAUCUGCAGUGGUCGCACCACAUGAUAACUGGUCGCACCGCAUGACAUUUUCAAGUUCAGUCAAAUCUUACUGAUACAGGAUUAGUCACAUAAACAAAGCUCACUAGCUUCCCACAAAAGGUCACUAUGAAAUUUAUAAUUAAAAUACUUAUUUGUGGAAAUAACUUAAAUUAAUUGUUUUUGUUUUUUUUUGAGGUCAUACCACAUGACAUCGAAAAGUGGCAACACCAUUACAGCAGUUGAAAAGGUCUUUUUUUUUUAAAGAGAACCACCAACCCUCUUUCUGCUUCCAUAGCUCUACAACAAAAUGGUGAAUGAUGCAACAUCCUGUCCUUGAGUAAAUUUCAGCAUAAAAGUGUCAAAAAUGGUCAUUUUUUGAUGGUCGCACCACAUGAUAUUUAAUGAAAUUGACACGAUCGGACAAAAUUCGUUUGAAUAUUAUGGAAAAAAUAUAACUGCAAAAGCUUUGCAAUUUUGUUCAGGAAUAAAAACACUUUCAAAAUUAUGCCGAAUAUUGCAGAAACUAAAUUGUAAUAGAUUUAGAGUAAUUUCAAAGAAGUUUUCAAAACAGAAGUCAUGGCUGGACGGUCGCACCACAUGAUAUUUUGACCCUUUGAAGUUCCGAAAAAUUACAAAAAACUCCUGAUUUUUGAAAAGUUGAAGUGGCUCCAUAUAUUAGAGAGAUACUACUCAUAGAUAGUAUAUUUUUUUACAUUUAAAACUCUUUGUAACAUAAAGAAAAUACAGCCGGACAGAAUAUUGAGGCGUCACGUCAUUGACCCAUUUGUCACCGGAAACAUGGCUAAAAAUAUCAGGUUUUGUUGCCUCAAUUAGAUUUUUUUUUAACAACAUAGUCUGAUAUGAUUGAAUAGUUUAAAGAACUAUUUAUGUCUUUUUAAGAUAAAUAAAUGCUGAAUAUGUUUGUUUUUUCUUUGUGCCCCAGGUGUGCCCCAGUACAUUUUUAGGUCUAGUGACACCCCUGGUAGUGGCAGAAAUAAUAGCUACCACACAAUCAAUUAUUAAUACUUUGAGUAUCCUUUAGAAUUAGAAAUUCCUUUUUGUCUUUUACUCAAAGACGCACAGUGCCUGCAUAACACUACAUCUCAACACUUAAAUACAUGUCUAUCUAUUAUUUAAACAGACUUCAUAUCAUUUAAAUAACCUAACCAUUACUGCCAAGGCAUAAUUAAUGAGCUUUGCAAGGCGCAUUCCACCUAAUUCAGGUCCGCUCCUCACAGUUUCAAUAUCUCCAAGUUACGAACAAAAACAGCGUUUUUUAAACAUUUGAAAGAAGUGGCGUCGCAUUCGAAAAUAACAGUUAAGUGGCCCAGGCACCAUCUUUGAUAAUGUUAUUUCUAGGGUUAAUUUUUUAAAUUGAAGUCUUUACACCGAAACACACGUGAAAAUAAAAGAUCUUUCACAUUAACACACCUCAAUCUAUAAGUUUUAACAAUUUCCGCAAGAAAAAUUAGACAUUUCUGACAUUAAAACGUGGUUUUGGGUCAAGCUAGCUUGGGGUUCCCACAACUGGUUAAUUACACUUCAAAUAACUGUCGGUUUUUACUCUUUAAUCCUACUUGAUAGAGAACAACUUUAUCUAACAUCAUUUAACGUGUAAAUAUGAGAGAAAAUUGAGGAUUUUAAUAAGAAAUUUUAAAGCUGUCUUACCUGUCUCCCUGGACAGGGUGCGCUCAUCCCCGCGUCCCUCGCCGACCAUCUUCCGUUAACUUCGGACUCGCAGGUGCUUUUCCUUGGCGGCUUUAAUGGUUUUUCCUUCUCGGUCGUUCUUCUCAGGUGUUUUUUCUUCUUCUCGGUGUGUCCGGGCGUUUGUAUUCCACUUGAAGUUAGCUUUUCCAAAUCGCAGGUCUCUAAAAGUUCUCUCUUCAAAGUUGCUUGCAAAUCGGCCACAGGUCUAGUGCGUUAUGAUUUGAAAAUAUGAAACAUUCCAAAUCUAUAGGCAACCACGAGCGCGUCACCGCCCUGUUACCAUGGCUGCCCGUGACACGCGAGCGUGAGCGAUAGUAUAUGCAGUACAAAUGCGAUGGCAUAAACAAUUUAUUUUCAUUGUUGACUUUUAUCACAGUUUUUCUAUUUCAUUGAAAUCCAGCCUCUGAGCAUGAAGAUAACGUUUGUUUCAGUGAAAACAUUUUUAUUUAUACGUUGUUUUUUAGUCCACGGACCGGAUUUAAAGAGUUCUGAUUUACCUGAGCAAGAUAUACCUUUAACAGGGGUGUCAAACUCAACCACAGCAAGGGCCAUAAUCUGGAUUUAGGUCUAACCAGAGGGCCAAACAGGGUCAACAUUUCACCAAAACUGUCAACCUCCUUUUAAAAAAAUAUGCAAAACAAAAACAGCAAUCAUGAUAAAUCAUUUGGAAAUUCAAAAAAGAUUUAAAAAAAACUUUAGAUCGAAUCUGAGCUGGAAAAAAAUAUUUUAUUUUAAUUUUUUGAUUGUAUUUUUUUUGUAUUACUUCAAAAGAUCAGAGCAUGAUAUUUAAAAAAUAGAAAAAUAAUGCAUUUAAAGAGCAAAUACAUGAGGAGAACGUUAAAAUCUGGUAUAAUAUGACUUAAAAAAAAUAUGAUUUAAAAUCGAAAGCAUGAAAUAGAAAAUCCAAUCAUAUUUGACCUGUAAGCUUGAAAUGCAUAAUUGAAAACAUGAAUGAAACACCAAACACCCCCCCCCCCCCCCACACACACACACACACACACACACAUUCUUGACUAUUUAUCAAAUCUUCCUUACUCUUUAAUUUCCUAAACUUUUGUGGUUUAUCAAGGAUAUUUUAAUUAAUAGUGCUAAAGUUUACAUUAUCAUACUGGAGGAAAUCCAGUAAUAAAUAAAUAUUACAAAUAUGAGCUGAUCUUGUGGGCCAGAUACAAUUGUUCCACGGGCCAGAUUUGGCCCCCAGGCCUUGAGUUUGACACCUGUGCUUUAGUACAAGUUAUCUGAAGUCAGACUCUCAUACUGAGACAGUUUCUGUGCUCAUCCAUUUUCUCCCCCUGAAUUUACUUUUAGUCUGUAGCUAUUUAAAUUUAUAAAAAUUGUCCUGAGAUUAAUAUUUGAUAAUAACCUUAAAAUAGGACGUUUAUGCACGCGUUAAAAAGGGCACUACCCACCUUUAACAGAGGGAAAAUAAAGAAAAACAAAUGUUGAAUUUACAAAUUAAACAUUUAAUCAAUCUUUAUUCAGUUUUAAAUCCAUCCCAUAGAGAUAGAGAGUGAAUAUGCUCUAAAAUAUUAACCUACAUUAACUUUGCUGUAGAGAUUUUGGAUGAAUUUAGGAUUAAUCCAAUUAGUGAUAGUUUGAAUCAUGAAACCAUGAGACAGCAUCAGCCCUGUUUGGAGCUCUGGAGGUUUGCAUACUUAAGUGAGUCUGGUCCUUGGAGAGGAUGAAGCAGGUUCUCAGAGGAUGCAGGCCUGUGGUUUGUGAGGUUCGGCUCAGCAGAGGACCAAAGUCAAUCUGUCAUAUAUGAAGGUAAACAGAAAUCAAAAAAUAACUUGAACACCUGAUAAAUCCUGCCUUUACGAAGGUCAAGUUCAGAAAUUUGAGAUGAAACUAUGAUUGCUGCUUGUUUUAAAGCUUUUCUGUAUGAAACUUCAGUGAGUUUGUUUAUUCAGUUAGUGUGAGCUUUAUUUCAUUCACAUCUGAGAAAAAAACACAAGCUUUACAAUUGUAUGCAGGACUGUUGUUGUAAUACUGGAUUAGUUUAAGCACGGAGUAAUAAAUGAACUGGGUGGGAACUACUAUCUAUCAGACCAUCUAGUUCAAGGAACCUCUUUAGAAAUACCUCAAAUGUUUUCUAUCAGCUACCUUGGGUAUCUGAUCAUCAUCCAUGCACAGGUUUUCCAGAACAACAGUUUCCUCCAUCACUGUCCUCGCACUAGCUGGAUCAGACGUGGAGGUACCUGAGGUGACAACAAUCUUCAUCACCUGGAUGGUGUUCUGUACUUCUGGCAUAAGUGAGCUAAAUUCACAUGUUAGAACUUUAAAUUCAUUAUACCUUCAAACAAAAGCACCACAAGUAGGAGAGAGUGGGGUAAGAUGAGCCAUUUUUAAUAUGUUGAAUCACUACAUCAAGUCAAUCAUAGUUUUGUCUCUAACUAGUGAAUCUGCAUAUAUUUCAAGAUGUGCAUCCCUGCAAACCAACAGAAUGAGUGUAAACAUAACUGUCUUGAUAGUAUAGCAUGCCAAAAACAGUGCUCUCCUUUGGUCAACUUACCCCGUGUAUGGUGUAAGUUGACCAUAGGAGCGGGGCAAGUUGAGCCGUAUCCCUACUACCCCCCACUAUCCACCCCAGCCCUCCCUCACCUUCUCUCUCCCUAAAUAACAGUCACUUCUUCAUAUUCAUGUAUAUUUUUAUCUAUUAUAUGCUAUGAUUCUUACUGCCGAUAUGUCAAAGCUCCGCAACCGUUAUGUGGCUUCUGCUGUGCAAUGUGCACUGAGCAUCCUGAAUGUGUUACAUUUUGAGAUUAACAACCAUAUGUGGCACCCUGAACAUCAUUCAUCAGUCAUUCAUUGGUAUUAUUUGUAUGGUUGCAUUGUUAUUAUUUAUGUUAUUACCUAGGCCACCCCCUUAAAUGUAUAAAGACAUGUCAGGUGCAUUAAAUUUAUUCUGUAGUAGGAGUGUGAAUGAUCAACAAUCAAUAUUAUUGGCAGAAAUAGAGGGCCCUAAAAUCAAAUUUUGUUCAGGGCCCCAUUGAGGCUUGGGCCGGCUCUGAACUUACCUCUGGCCAAAUGGCUCAACUUACCCCAGAAUUAGUAAUAUGACUUUAUUAGUCCUCUAAGCUAAAAUGGUGGACUUUUAUGUUAGGUUUUUGACCUCAUGUUGUAGCUCAUAGAUACCACAAUUGAUGUAUAAAAGUAAUUUAAAAUGAUCUUUUUUGGUCUGAACACAAUUCUAAUAAAACUUAUGACAGACUAAAUUCACUUUCAAGAGUAAAAAAUGUUAUAGUGGAACUGCAGAGUGGAGAGAAAGAAGAGUGGAAUGGAAAGAAAAAAAAUGGUCAGGUGGAAAGAAAGUAGGAGACAAAAAAAAUGUUAUGUUUGUUAUAGCCUAUAAUCUGCUCUGAAUCUGUUGUGUUCCACAAAUUAGUUUUAUAACUUCGAGAAAAUGCUUGGUGUUGGUGUAUAGUGAAAAGAUUGGAGAGUGGAGAGAGAGAAUAGUGAGGUAGAGAGAAGGGAUAUUUUUGAAUUAUUAGCUAAUAAAGAACAAAGUUCUUUAUUAGCCCUUUAUCUGUUGUGUUUUACAAAUUGGUCCGAGAACUUGUGAUGCUUGGUGAUUUCUUUUCAUAUGACUACCUUUUAGUUUUGUAAAUAUCGAUUAUUGUGUCUUUCCUUUAAAUUGAAACUUAGGGGAGACCAGGGCUUGUUGUCACACUUUUUACACUCUUGUAUAUUUCUUGCAAUCAAUACAUCAUAUAUAAACAAAAUGUGUACCAGAUGAAAGACCAAAGUCUCAGGUAUAUAUCAGGUAUAUAUUUUGUAUACUCAGUGUAGAGUUAUGUGCAAUCAAAUAGAGAGUGUGAACAUGUGACAUGUUGCCCCACCAUCGGGUGAGUCUUUACCCAGCUCCGUUUGGCACAGACGCAAGAUCUGAACAAAUGUGAACUAGCUGCUUUAGCCCGCCCCUCCCCAUUUUUUUCUUAAAACGAAAGCACUCAGCCACUCUGAAGAUUCACGGUAGACGAGAGAGCAGCGCCUCAUGUAAUUUGGAGGGAAACCAUCUUUACAGUAAGUUUAACUUUUUACGUUAGUACAGCCAUGCGCAGAUAGUCGUGCUCUUUGUUUAGAGCUCUUUGUCUUGUACUGCACUUUACUUUUUUGUUGUCGUUUAAAGCGAUCAGGUGAGCUGGGUUAUAUCUGAACAGCCCACGCCAGGAUGUAAAGACUUAAAGAGGGUUGAGUCAAGAAUGACAUUUUCGUCUUGUCUAAAGAAAUGUUCAUAACUUCGAGCAACUUGGUUGAUAUCAUUUUUGGUGUGAUGCCCAAUAAGUCCGCAGACACGGAGGAUGAAAAAAAAGAUGGAGUUGGACAAAAAUGAAGAUUGUGGCGUCUUUUUUUUCCUUACUAUGUAAUCGUGAUUUGAUUUAAUUUUCAAUAAAAUUAGUCAUAUCCAUAGCGUUUAGAUAUGCAAUGCAAGCUUUCUAGUAUUGUAUCCAAGAGAAAAACUCAACUCUUAGCAAAAAUAAUGAAAAGGGGAAGAUUUUCUCUAAUGACUUUCAUUAUGUGUUUGUUUCCAAGAUGAAUAUUAUAAGCUGAACAGCAAGCUAGUCGGUCUCUGUGUCAUAAUUAACAAUGAGACCUUUGAAGAUGGGGAUGUGAGAUUGCGAACUGAAAAAGAUGCUGGUACGGUACACAAAAGAUAGACUCGUUUUUUUCUCUUCAUGGGUGCUAGACUAUAAAGAGUAGAGACUAACUUUUUAAGGACAUUUCUUACAGCAAGUCUUGGAGAGGUGUUCAGCUGGCUGGGCUUCAGGGUGCUGAUGUGUAAAGACCGAACUGAAUCCCAGAUGUAUCAGGCUCUGGAACACUUUGCCUCUGACCUCUCAGACCCCACUCAGCUGCAGCAGUUAGAUGUCCAGGAGUGGUCUGGUAAGAGUUUCGCUACUCUCCAGGGAGCUGUCAGGCAUGGUGAUGCAUUCAUCUGCUGUAUUCUGAGUCACGGCAGUAGAGGUAAAGUCUUCGGAACUGAUGGGAAGCCUCUUCCUAUCAAAAAAAUUACUAAAGCUUUCAGGGGGACCGACCAGUCACCUCUCACUGGAAAACCCAAAGUGUUCCUGAUCCAGGCCUGCCAGGGAAGUAAGACUCAGAAAGGAGUGUUAUCAAAAUAUCUGCAGGCUGAUGAUGAUCAGCUACUUUACAUCCCUGAAGCAGCUGAUUUUCUUGUGGCAAAGUCCACUGUUGAAGGCUAUGUGUCAUUCAGAAACACAGACACAGGGAGCUGGUUCAUACAGUCUGUGUGUAAGCAGCUACAGGAGGGAUGUCCAAGGUAAUAUACAGCUGAAGUAUUCCUCAUAUCUUUCUUUUCAGGUGAAAGUCGUUUAAGUUUUGGGUAAUUAAAUGUCAAAUCUUUAUUGUGUAUCACCUUUGAUUAAUCAGUAAAGCUAACAAACACAAAGACUUUAAGAAACCCGUUAUGUGACACAGCUCUAAAUGACCAAUUCCACAAGUGACAGUUGACUUUUCAGACUUCACAAGCAAUUAAUUCACCUGCAAAUUAACAUCCCAAUACUGAGAGCAUAUUAAUUUGAUGGCCUACAAGGUAUGUUCAGACAGCAUGAGCAUACUGUCCCCUACAAGAGAGUGUCACUGUUAACCAAAGAUUAACACCUGCUACUGUUGUAUCUUGUCCGUCCGUGAUGUGUAGAUGCAAAAAGAUGCCUCAGGACACUGGCUUGCUUGUGUCAUUAGGCGUCCUUCUGCAUAGAAAUUUAUUACAGAAUCAGAAUCAGAAAGCCCUUUAUUGUCAUUAUACAAGAGUACAAUGAGAUUGGAGAGCUUCUCCAUUUCCAGUGCAAUAGAAUAUAUAUAUAUUAAUAUAUAUGUUAACAUUUCUUAAGUGCAGUGCAAACAGUUCAAUGGUACGGUAAAUAAUUAUUAAGAAAUAUAUAUAUAUAUACAUUUAUAUAUGUGUAUGUGUGUGUGUGUAUAUAUAUAUAUAUAUAUAUAUAUAUAUAUAUAUAUAUAUAUAUAUAUAUAUAUAUACAUGAAUGGACAUGAAUUGCACAAUGGUUGAUAUUUACAGAUGAAUGCAAUAAUUACAUGAUGAUGAUAAUGCAGCAGCAGUGGUAAGUAUAUUGCACUUGUUGCCUCAUGUCUUUGCCUCAUGUACAAAGACAACAACAGUAUCAAAAUAGUACUGCAGAUGCUGGGAGACAACUGCCAAUCAUGUCCAUCUGCCAGAACUCUGUUUCUACUCCUCUUAUAUGGGAUAAAGUGGUGCAGGUCCUCUAUCAUUCCUUUACAAUCUAUUCCGAGGAUUCCUUAGAAACAUUCCUUGACAACAUUAACUUUGCCUCAUAAUGGUUAACUCAUAGACUGUAUGUAGAAUGGACAGCAUCUGCCUCCCUGCUGGGUGAAGCCACUCUGAGAACAGCACCCUCUGUCGAUGGGCUGCAGUAUAGGUCAUAAAUCCCACCUCCGCCAGCAAAGCUUAUGGAGCUGUGGACAAACUUUAGAAAUUAAUUACACAGAACAUAAAUUUUUCUCCCCCCUGCUUGUGAUUUUGACAUGUAGUUACAGUAAGACUGGUUUGUGCUCAAGUCCUCUUUUUUCUGUGAAGCUCCAUUUUUAAAAGUUAUUAGGGGGUUCAUGUUUUCUUUGAUUGACACCUGAUACAGCCUAUGGGCAUUCAGGGAUAUGCUGUUUGAAUGCGCACAACACUACUGUGCAGUGCUGGUUUCAGGAAAUGAAGAAAAAUCGCGGAAACAUCGAGAGCUUUUUGGCUUCAAAUGUGGUGAGACGCCUCCAUCUUGUUUUAUUUUGGCUGGACUUCCUGUGUUUCCUUGUUUGUCUGGUCUGGCUUCACUCUUUUCCAGAGCUUCCUCCCCUCCCCCGGCGCUGAGGCUGAGUGAGACUACACACCUGCUCCACAUCUCCAAUCAAGGCACUUUAAGAAGCCUGCAGCCCUCAGCCUCAGGGCCUGAGUAUUGUCUACCCUUCCUAGCGGUACAGACGUGUCUCCUGGCCUUCCUCGUGGUAUAAUCUUCAGAACUUUGCUCCCAGUGACUAUUUUCAUGUUCAUUAACUCCUGUCUCCUCUGGUGUCUCCUCAGCCAGCCAACCAGCCCUUCGGACUUCCUCUGUUUGCACUAUCUCCCCUUUUUUGGACAUUAAAAGUCUCUUUAAGUUGAUCUCAGUCUCUGUGUCUGCAUCUGGGUCCUCACCACGAACCUGCCUCACAACAUCAAAUCCAUAUACAGGCAGGAGGCGGAACCAAGUUGUCCAUAAUAUAUACAGUCUAUGGGUUAACUCCACACUACCUUUUAACCCCUUCAUGUUUACAGAGCAAAUGAACAAUAAACACUUAUAUAAGAGGAAUUACGCAAAGUUUUAAGUUACAACACCAAAUAUAGAAUCCAAGUAUGUUGCGGUAGACAUCUAACAUUAUGUUAGGGAGCAUAUUAGCCAACACCUUAUAAUUCUACUUUACUCUUGUGAAGACAAUGAAAUAAGUCACUUCCCAGCUAGCUGAAACACUAUCUGGAAAGUGACUUAAUGUUGUUAGCUUAAACUUUAGCUGUUGUCUGAUUUUGGUCUGCAUGCAGUGGUUUUGAAUCAAAACUGUCAAAUUCCACUAAAGGUUUCAUACUUUCACUAUAAAAUCUACAGAGGUGAAAUAACAACAGUUUUAUAUACUCUAUAUUUGUAUGACUAACAGUUUGAAACACAACUGUACAAAAGCAUCUGACCCUCCUACCCUGAGCAUGACACCAGAGGAAAUUGACUGGUCAAGAUAGCCUUAUGCUCUUAAAUAUAAUUUAUAUAACAUAAGAUCCAUAUCCUGUAGUAGGUCCAUAUUCUGUUAACUCAACAGAGAGUACUGAGAUAGUAAUGUGUGGCUUUGUACUGCUGAUUGUUUCAGGGGUGAACACCUCAUCGACGUCCUCCUGAGAGUGAACAGAAAAGUCAGUCAGCAAGAGGGAUCACAAAGUCAACCUGGCACAGUUAAGCAGAUGUCUGAAUUCACAGCCACCACAACCAAGAAACUUGUGCUCUCUCCACAGUGCAAAUGA